AUGGUCUCUAUCACGUGGUCGACGCCGGAGGCGCAGCAGCCGCCCUGCGUCCCGCCGAGUGGAGCAGGGCGGGACCGCAGUUUGCCCGCGGAGCAGCCGGAAGUGGCGGAGCCUUCCGGUGUGUGUGUGGGCGGGGGGGAGGGGGUGUGAGGUGCGACGCCGGCCCGGCGACGACGGAGAAGUUGUGAGGGAAGGUCGGUCGGAAGGUGUCGCCGCCGCCGCUGCCGGUGCCCGGGCAAGGAGCGGGCAGGAGGAGGAGGAGAAGCAGCACGGACGGCGACGCCCCCCUCUCCCCUCCGCCGCAGCCCCGCUCCCCUCGGAGACGCCAUCAUGAAGAAGCAGUUCAAUCGCAUGAAGCAGCUGGCCAACCAGACGGUGGGCAGGUGAGAGCCCGGCGGGCUGGGAGCGAGGGCGCGGGAGACACCUCAGAAAUGCCCCCCUCCGAAUCCUGGGAACUGUAGUUUGUUAAGGGUGCUGGGAGUUGUAGCUCUUUGAGGGGAACGCUCCCAUUCCCUGACUUCUUUUGGGGGUGGAAGGAGGGUUUCUCUAAAUGAAUGGUUAUGUAUGUAGCCAAUACUGAGCUAGAGGAACAAAUGGGAUAAGGCAGCUUCCUCUGUUUCUCCCCCACCCACCCCCUGCAGUAGAUUAAUUUCUUGUGUGUGAAGGACGGCCACCCUAUACCCACUCAGACCUUGGUUUAUCUGGAUUUUUAAUAUUGACACUCACUAACAUAAGACUCCAGGUUUCUAGGUAGGAGUAUUUUCUCAGCCUUAUUAGGAAGGCUGGGAAAUUGAACCCAGGACCUUUUCUAUCCAAAGCAGAUGCUGGGGAAAGGGCUGUAGUUCGGUGGAAGAGCAGUUGCUGUGAAUGCAGAAGGGUCUAGGUUCAAUUCUUCCCCCCCCCCCCGGACAUCUCUCUGUAGGCUGGGAAAGACCCCUCUCUGAAAUCCUGGAGAACCAUUGCUGCCAGUCUGUGUUGACAGUGUUGUGAUAGGUGUGCCAGCGGUCUGACUCCGUAUGAGGCAUCUUCCGGUGUUCUACCACUGGGUCUUCUUGCUUCACGCAACACUAUUAAGUCCAGAGUCUUUCUCCUCAUGCUUUGCCUUGCCAGCAAGUUGUGUUUCCUCCAUGACAAACAUCCACACCCAAAACAAUGAUAAAUGGUUACAAUUUCAAGCAUGCGCUCUUAGAGGCAUCUAUUAUUAUUAUUAGGUGCUAUGGUGACGAUUCUGCCGGCAUACAAAGAGGGAAGGGCUCUGCCAAGGGUCAUUUUAUUUAGAAUUGGACCCAAGGAAGCACAGGGAAAGAAAAUGGAAUGAAGUGUUUUUAGCAUUACAGUGCAGUCCUUUUCAUAUCUACCUUUUUGCCAAAGGAUUGGGGGGGGGGGCGAAGUCUCUUAAAAGUGCCCCACCAAGUUUUAAGAGGAAAUGUCAUUUGCUUUCUGUGUUCCUGCCGUUUUUUGUGAGAGUGGUUCUUAUUUGCUUUGAACCCCAGAUGAAGGCUGGUGGUGAGCUAGGCUAGGUGAGCAAGAAAAGUUUAUAGACAUAGACAGUUACUGACCUCAUCCUGGUGAUCUGCUUGGUUGCAAAUGGCCUUUACCUCAAGUGUUCUAAUUUUCAAAUUUCUGAUUGAGUAGAUUUGGAAGACCUGAUGUUUUGGCUGGCCUUGGAUCACCUGGUCUUUACUCAUCCUUGGUCUUGUCUUUCCUUCUGUAGUUAUGCUAAUGAAAACCUACCUAAGCAUGAUGAUGCAAAAAGGAGGAGGAAAUGUUACCUGCUUUCAACCUCAGGAGUAGGGUGGAUGAUUGUUAUGAAGUAUCACCAGAAGGAUUUCCUUCUCUCACCAACAGAGGUUAGCUAAACAGAAAGUAUUUUUGAGCCAGCUCAUUCUUCCUCAUGCACAUGCCAGUCUGAUCUUAAUGAUGAGCUGGAGAGCAGGGCCAAUAUUAAAGCUCAGUUGGAUUCAAAUGGGUUCAGGUCAACCCAGUCCUAGGUCAUUUAGGGCUUUGAAGGUCAGUACCAAUCACUUAAACUGAGCGCAGAAACAGAUUGAUAACCAGUGUGAUUAAUGUAGAAUUGGCAUGAUACUGAGCAAAUCUCGGUGCCCAAUUCUGGGUCCAGUUGUAGCUUCCAAGGUCUAUACAGUGGUACCUCAGGUUAAGAACUUAAUUCGUUCUGGAGGUCCGUUCUUAACCUGAAACUGUUCUUAACCUGAAGCACCACUUUAGCUAAUGGGCCCUCCCAUUGCCGCUGCGCCGCCGGAGCACAAUUUCUGUUCUCAUCCUGAAGCAAAAUUCUUAACCCGAGGUACUAUUUCUGGGUUAGCGGAGUCUGUAACCUGAAGCAUCUGUAACCUGAAGCGUAUAUAACCCGAGGUACCACUGUGGAAGAGCAGCCUCAUGGAGAGAACAUUGUUAGCAGCCCAGCUCUGAUGUAGCCAGUGCAUGAGUGACUGAGGUUAGGCCUAUCUUCUCCAGCUAUGGCUGCAGUUUGAGAACUAAACACAACUUGGCCAUCAUUGCUACCUGAGCAGUGAAACAGGCACUUAAACUGUGUUCUUGGUGGUUUCUGGAACAUGCAAGACAUCAUAUUCUGUAUGCUUAAGUGCUGGCACAUUGACUCAUAGGCUCACUUCAGCUUGGUAAAUAAACUCUGUUUGGUGCCCGGACAACUUGAUCAGUUAUUUUAGAAAACACAUGCCCGGUUGAAAUGGGGCAACCAGUGAAUGCUUUGCUGAAGUGGGUUAAUAAUACUUCUGAAGUGAUAAUGUGUUGUAGUGAGGAACAUUUCACUACUUUUGUUUUCCUGCAGCGCUGCAGAGAUUGUUGGGUUCCCUUCUUCCACUACCUCCAGAUCACUGAGACGAUAAUCUGUUAGAUCACACAAAAUACUAAAUACGGCAGGGUUGGGUGUGGGGACACGUUUGCUCAGGAUCUCCCACCUGCUUGGUUGCACUGUGGAGAACAUGCUUAGCUUACAUAUCAGGAAGUUCCUAGUUCAAAUCUGACAUGUGCUGUGAACUUGCUAGGUAACCUUAGGCAAGUCUCCUUCAGCCCUUACUAACCUUACCUUACAGGGUUGUUGUAAUGACUAGAACAAGCCAUUUAAAUACUUCUAGUGCUUAUUAUCAGUAUUAUGCUUUGACAUUCAUUUUUAAUAACAAUGUCAACUAGUGGAUUUAUUUCUAAGCAACUUAUUAAUAAAGCAAUUUAGAGUGUUCAAAAACUGAAUGCAGGUAUGGGGAACUGGGGCCAAAUGCAGUCCUCCAGACUUCUCUAUCUGACUCUUGUGGCUCUGCUAUGUCAUGCCCCUUCCCGUGCCACAUCCCUUUUCCAAAGGCCACUCCCCUCAGUAGCUGUCUGUGAGGUGUGGAUGGGUGUCUAUAAAAGCCUUUCACUUUUGUAUAACUUGAAAUAUAGCCUACUGCGCAAAGGUAAGAGUCACACCUGUUGCUGCACCCACCCUGGCCCCUCUCAUCAUUGUUAUAUGGCCCCUGGAAGGUUGGCUAUGAGGAAAUGGGGUGCUGAGGCUGAAAAAGAUUCCCCACUCCUGACUUAAUGAAUGCACUUAUUUACUUAUGCACUUAUAUACCACUUAAUUAUUUGCAAUUCACCAAAAAUGGGAUAUUAUUAUUAUUAAAAUAACCUUUAUUAUACAUCAAUUUAUAUCAAUUUACUCAUAACUUAUAACAUUUAUCUUAGACAAUACAUACCAUACACACUACAUACAUUACGAUAUAUACACACCCUAAACACUAACUUCCAAUUCAUCUCACUGUGCUAUUUUACAUUUGGUUAGUCUAUAUAUAUUUCUUUUUUAGUUUUCUUUUUCCCAUUUGUUAUCAGGAAAAUUUUCCUAUAUACUUUCUCUAUAUUUCAGAGUGUAAUUCAAGAUUCAUUGUAAGUCAGCCAGGAGAUUAACAUUGUCACAGUAGUUUUUAAGAUACUUUUAAAAUAUUAUCCAAUCUUUAUUGACUUUCUGUACAGAAUUUCCUCUUAUUCUCCCUGUCAUCUUUGGGACAUAAAAUUUUAUUCUAGAACUGUGUACUUUCAGCCAUCUUCAUAUAGGAAUGUUAUCAGUAGUAUUAUACCCGUAUUACAGAUAGAGGGGGCAAGGCAGGGAGAAUUCGCCCAAGGCCCCCGCAUGGUAGAGAAAUAGAGGUAAAAUAUAAGCCACUUACUUCCUGGCACUCAGCUCAGUGUCUUUGCCAUUGUAGGACUUUACUUUUUUAAAACUAUUGUGGCUCUAUAGCUGCACUACCUGUUAAGAUAAAAUCAUUCUGUCGCUGUUUUGUGCAGUUCAGAUUGACUUCAGGCUGUUCAGGUUUAGUAAAGAACACAAAACAUUCCCCUUGGGAAGAAAAUUGAGGAAAACCUUCUUGAAGCCUCUGAGAUAAUGUGACAAUGUGAGUGGAGUGUACAGGUUUGAAGGUGACCUUUGACUGCAGCAAUGUGAAUUUAGGGUGGGGUUCAGGGACCUUUGCUACAGUCACUGAGGAGCUUUUGCUAUCAGUUUAAUUUUAUUGCAGGCAUUCUCUGAGUGUACUUAGCAGUAGCUGUCAAUUUGCAUUCUUCUGCCGGACAGAGCAUUAUAAUGCAUGCUAUCCAGAAGAGCGGUGCUCACUUAAAAAUGCUUGUGCACUCACUCAUGCAAAUUACCACUAAGCAUAUUCAGAGAUAAAGGAGGAACUUUGAAAUAGAUUUUUCAUUUAUUUCCUGUUUCAGUUAUAAAAGGAAGCACUUAAUAGAAGUGGUGUUCUCUAGGCUCACCUGACUUACUGAAGCAUGCAAAAGCAUGUUUCCCCAAAAAGGGAUAAUCUUCAGGUCAGAUCUCAUAUUUCAUUGGUUCCUAGUCAUGAUUUGAAAAUUCCCAAUGAAGCUGAGCAGAUUCCAGCUACCUUAUUAUUUGGACACAUUACUCAUAAAAAUGACUCAAAGCAAUUUGCAAUACCUUGGCAUGGGAUCAUCUAGGGAAUCCCAUAUACUCUACUUUUUCUUGAAAGAUGCUCAUGAUGAUGAUGAUAAAUUAAAUAAAACAGAAUAUUCCUAGCACAAUUUGUUUCACUUGAAAAUAAAUUAUUAAAAUUAUGUGCACACUAAUGUCUGGAAGGCUCAGGGUCCUUAAAAAUCCUUCAAAAACAAACAACUGACCAUUGCACAAAACUUGCCUGUUUCAAAAAGAUACAUCUAAAAUAGCCACUGCUACUCUGCUUCUGGCAUCAAAUUCAAACCUGAAUAUUUUUUACAGAAAUUAUAACACUUCUGAAAUACAUUUUGACAUUUCUUCUUGGUAAUAAAGAGUUCUCCUUUAUGGGGCAACAAUUGAGGUGAUAUCUCUGCUAUUGUUAGCUUACGUCCAAAUGAUAUUGCUAAGAGGGCGUACUUGGUUGAGUCUAGAGAAUUGUGAUAGGAAGUUGACUCUUCCUCACUGGAACUUAGCAUGCAAUAGCAUCAUUAAAAUAUGGUGCCCUGUAAGGCAGUGGUGAGGAUGCUGCUGCACCACGAAACAUCUCAGAUUCCAGAAAUUUGGUGGGCAGUUUCAGCAUGUGACACACACUUUCUUAGACUGCUGGGAGGGUUUCCAGAAUUAAAUAAAGGUGGUACUACUACUGUACUUUUUUUUGUGGAAGAAGAUGAGGUAAAAGGGUGUUGCCUGACAUGCUUCAUAGCUGAUAGAAUAAUAUUUGGGUGCUGUCAGGCUCUGAUUUUGUUUGUAUUCAGGCUCUAUGAAUAGGAAGUGGGACUGUGCAUCUCCUCUGCUGUUUGACUUUAAAUAUACAACUAGGCUACAUUCUCAAGCUACUGCAAGGCAGAACAGUUGACGGUCAGCUAUGUUAAAACUUUGGCUAGAGUCCCAUGCUUGCUUGGUAUGACACUUAAGCAGCUUUCUUCAUAGCCUGUCCUGCAGUUUAGCAAACCUGCUUUGCUUCUUUCUUCCAUUUAAUACUUGGGGUUAAUGGAGAUGGAGGGCAGGGCUCUUGACUUAACCCUUAUUUCUACAUAAGUGACCACUGUGAACAAAUACAUAAUUAAGAGCAUUGGGUGGUGUUCAACUAAGGUUUACUCUGCAUAGACCCAAUGAAGUUAAUGAAUGGGACUAAUUUAUGUUCAUUCAUUUCAGUGGGUCUACUUUGAGUAAACUACUACUGAUUAUACUAUUCCGAAUUCACUGUUCAGAGACAUGAGGAUCUGCAAGAAAAGGGGUUUCCCUGAAAUGGGAAGUCUCUGCAAACUGUGUGUGUUGGUUUGCACUGUAAGCCUUAUAUUUCCCUUUCUGUGCUUUAUAAAGGCCGAAUGAGAUACAGGGGACUCGGGCUUCUUGACCAGGCUCCGCCUGGGGGCCACUCGCACUCGGAACAGCCCGCUUGCCCCAGACGAAGGCAGCCAGGUGGUAGCCAAGCAAGGCUGCAACACUGACCCUACUCUCAUGCAAGCAGGAGUGGGGUCAGGGCUCUCUCAGCUUGCAAGGGCAGGCACGCUCUUCAGCCAAGCAGUUUAAAGAAGCGGAGGGAGGACCAAACUGUAUCAGCAACUUACCCAUGCAGCUUGUUUCUCCCUUUGCCAGAGCAGAGGGUGAUGAUGGUUUCACCAGCAGUAUAUGUCUGGUGAAAUUGCCGCUGCUUGAGUCCCUCUGCCUCCAGCUCCCAAUUCGUUUGUUUUCCCCUCUGGGCGUUGGGCGGUGCCGGUUUCACCAGACAUAUAGCUCUAAGUAAAGCUGUUAUCACAGUCUCCCCCCGCCCCCAUUCUGUUCUUGGGCAAUAUAUUGAUUUAUCACCCAGUGCUACCUUGGAAGAAAGGUACCAUGGACAUUAGUUACUUAAUUAAAAAAUAAUAAAGGGGGGGGAUUUGGUGCCAAUAGUUGGAGAGGUUGGAAUCUUCAUCAGGAAAAGAGUGAAGUUCUCUUGUCAUCUCACUCUGUCAGCAUUUGUCAGAUUUCAUAAGAUGUUUCUUUCUUUCCAAAGUAACUAGAACUUCACCUGUAUCCCACCUCCCAGUUAGAAAUUUUCUUUGGUACAGUUGCUUGGCAAGUGCUCCACUAUCUGUCCACGUCAUACAUCUGCUUUGUUAGACUAAAGCAGCCUUCUCAACCUUGGAUCCCCAGAUGUUGUUCAAUUUCAACUCUCAUCAUCCUUGGCCCCUGGCCAUGCUGGCUAGAAAUGAUCAGAGUUGUAGUCCAACAACAGGCUGGACUAAAACCUGCAUGCCUUAUAUCAGUUUUUGUGAUGGUGUAGGGCUCCUUGGGUGAGGUAGCAUGGCUCCCCUUAAAUAAGGUUUUCAUUGUUACAAAGCAUGCUCAGGUUCUAAAGUUGCUCUAUGCCUCCCAGUUUGAUUCAUAGUGUAUAAAUUUAAAGUUGGUCCAAUUCAGUCUUCCUGACCUUGGUCCCUCCAGAUGUUUUAGACUGCAACUCCCAUCAGCCCCAGCCAGCACUGCCAUACUGGCUGGGGUUGAUGAGAGUUGUAAUUCAAAAUGGCCGUGGUGGCUGAGGCUGAUGGGAGUUGUAGUUCAGAGCAUCUGGACACUCCCUCCCACUGGCCUACACUAUGCUGUAAAAAUGCUUCAGAUUCCAAGGUUCCUGCAUCAAAUAUGUAACUUCUUAGACUUUUCUUGUCCUUUGUUUGAGCGAGCUGGUUACAGUUUCCUUUACUCUUCCUGUUCUGUCAGUGAUUUGGGAAUGGAAAGAAAGCUUGGUUUGUUGGAUCAGGCAUUAUUCCAUGUUUCUUUUCUUGCUAGAUUUACAUCUUGCAUUGUAGGCAGCAAUCUGUCACUCAAGAUGCAGUGUUCAUUUCUGUGUACACUUUUCAUUCCAGCCGAUUAAACAGUCAGCAGAGAAGGCUUCUGCAGCUGGAUGAAUCAUUUCAUUGUAUUAUACUACAUCAUAUAUUAAGCCAGUAAUGUAUGAUAUUUUGCAUUUCAAUUUGAGUUGCUCCUGUACAAGUGCUGAAUUAAUGACAGUAAUGUUAAAAUCUUCUUCAGUGCAGGAGAAAACUGAAGUUAAUACGUUCGUUAAUCUUCCACAGGCUCUGCUUCAAGAAUGUUUUGAAUCUGCUCCCAAUUGAAACUUUGCUGAGCUUGUGAGGUUUGGCAGUAGUACAGUCUGGAAUCUGAUCCUGCCUGUGUGCGCUUUUUUCAGCUCUAUUUUUUUCUGAUAUAGAGCAGUCUAAAUUUCUUCUGAAAUUUCUCUGCAUUUUAAGAUACAGAAGUUUACUUGGUUUAAAACCCUGAUGGGUUUGUCCUGGCAAUGCCUUAGACUUAAUUUAUUGAGACUAGCAACCUGCACUCUUGAACUUUUGUUGUACCACUCAUUAAACAAUAUCAAAAGCGAAACUACUUAUUCUCUGUCUUACUGUCCUCCUACUUAGGGACAAGAUUUUCCUCAGUCUCUGCAACAAAAGGCACUGAAGUUAUCAACUUCUUAAAAUGUAAAGCCCAUGUUUCAGUAGUGGGACAUAUUUUCUGCUUCCACUUCCCCACCUACUUAUGGGGAUAAACAUGUAGCCCUCUGUACAGAAUUGUAAGCCUUGUUGUGGGAAGAUAUGUGCAGCCAAUGUAUGUGCUUUGUGAUCGUGUGCUGUACAAAUCCUGAGUGGUGGUGCUUUGUGUUCAUAUGAUGUGAAAACUCUGCUGGAUUUAGCCAUCUCCACAAUUAGCAUUAACAAAGCUUCUGGGGAUGAUAUCAUUGUGGUUGUUAGGCAAGAGUGCUGUGUGUGAUAAUACACUCAUAGGGUGGGUGUGUUCCAUGCCAUGCUGAUUACUUUAAUAAAUUUACAACUAAUAAGGUUGUUCAGUCUCUCUGACAGCUGCAUUUCAGUGGCUUCUCGCUUUGUUCUAGAGGCCAGUCUGCCUGCCUCAACUUUGUGAAUUGUAAACGUUCGGUUUGUGCUUUUACCAGCCAGCGAUUUGAUAUCCCAAGUGCUGUAAUCUCAGCCGGAGACCAAGGAGAGCCCUGUGUUAGUCCUGUGAUGAGGCGCACAGAGGAUUGAGAUACCGAAGACAAAGUUUUCAAAUGACACAUCAGUUGUUAUGGCAAAUUGUUCAAAGCAAAACAAAAUUUCAGGAUUGUAUUCUGUUCAGAUUUGACAUCUGACUCUAGGAUUUUUGGGCAACUGUUAGAUACCUGUAGUUUGAUGCAUUUGCUCAGAGCAAAUGCAUCAAAUGAAUGAAUAAAGUUUUAAGAAAUCCAUUUUUUAAGUGCAUUUCUCUUUAAAAAUUCUUCUGAAUGGAAUCUCAACUUAAUGCAAACAUAUAGGGUUGGAUCUAAAGGAAAUUUAACUUGGGUCCCCUUGAAAACAAUAGGACAAGCUGAUGAUGACACAAUAAAUCUAUGCAGUUGUAUGAUGGUUUGAUACUGACUGCCAAGGACUGGCAAGUUGUCAAAGAUGUCAUCUGUUGAUCCAUUGGGGUGACUUCUAUGUUUAGUCACCUCUUUUCCUAAUUAUAAGGGUGGCAUUCAGUGAUGCGCCUCAGCUAGCACAUGGAGUUUCGCUUGUAGAAUGCAACUUCCCCUCCCUUUCCCCCCUGUGCCCCACACCUUCCCCAAAUUUUGUUCUGGUGUGGUGGGGGAAACCCCAGAACAGAUUUAGGGGGAGAGGAAGUUUUGUUGCACAAGUAGAAAUCCUUGCACCAGCAGAAGCACUUUGCUGGAUGCCCACCCUAAGCAGUUGCAUUUCCACAGUUCGUGUGUGUUAAAAACCUGGGAGAGCAGAGGGAACUAGUAAGUGCGAAGCAAACCAUUUUUGUAUCAUUAGGAGUGACCAAAGCAACUGACUUUGCAUUGAAUCACUUCCCUUUCAGGCUUCCUAACAGCCUAACUUAGGUGUAUUUCUGAGAGGAAGUGAAACAGCAGCAAGCAGCCCAUUUGCUUUUGACAGUACAAGCAUAAAUAUUUGAGGAGGGGUUUCGUCACUGCUCUUCUGGGUGUUGAUUUUACAAACUCCUUGAGCCAACAAAAAAGUCUUCCAUGCCCUAGAUAAACAUUCCUCGCAUUGCCCAUCUAUAAGCACCCCAGGCCUCUUGAUUGAACUUUCCCAGGUGGAAAAAUGUUACUAAAUAUUCGGCACUAUGACCAAAUUUUAUUAGUCAGCAUCAAAAUUCUUUGUGCACCAGGCUUGUUAACAGGGAUGGUGAAGUGCCAAAUUUAUUCUUUCCAGAGAGUUUAGUGUGGUACGGCUAUCACCUCUUCUCUUUUCAGCUGAAUUUGGAGAAAUCACUUGAAGCAUCUGUUGCGUUGAACUAUUUCAAUUGCUUUUGUUUGCUUUGCUCAUUGCAAACAACUGAAAGUCUGUAAAUUUUGAUAAUAAACCUGAUUUGCAAUGGGUGUUGAAUAAUUUUGAUUACAACUGUAUAAGUGUUUUUACCGCUCUAUGUUGUCUUCCGUAAAAAACUUUGUCCUCCACAUUUUUAGUAUAUAACUGGUCUUAAGAAGCAUUUCACAAAUUCUGAAAGGUCUUUUAUAUCUUAGGCACAGAGAAGAUGAGAAGAUUGCUUGAUAGCAUACUGUGACUAAUUUACUUGCCACUUGGCACACUGACUGUGUAAAUGUAUAAGUUGCAAUUUGAGCAAUACUGGUAAAUGUCCCAUUGGCACUUGCAUGUUCCAUUGGGCUGGAUGCAGAAGGGAUUGCUGGAGAAGUAAGGACAGUUGCCUGUGUGCUUGACAUUGCUCAGCUUGGUUAAUAAGAGUGGCCAGAGAUGGACUAACUGAGUGGGUGGUGGGAGUGGUAAAUGCCUAAUUGUGGGAACGUUUGGUUUCAGCAUGUUUAAAGAGGCUGUAGUGAGACAUCCAUUGAAAAAACUAAACCUUCCCUUAAUAACACCAGACUGGAUAAUUUCUUUUGCAUCUCUAACAUUGAAUUUCUGGGCAAGAUCCUCAACCUGGGGCCAGUAGGCCACCAGAGAUAUUUCAUGAAUGAGACAAGUUAUCUAGAUCAGGAAUGGAGAACCUGGGGCCCUCUGCCCUUUAGCUGUUGUUUGAUUGCCAUUAUCCCUGGCUAUUAGCCAUGCUGACUGGGGGACUGAUGAGAGUUGUAGCCCAGGGCUGCAGGUUCCACAUCCUUCAUCUACAGCAAUUUCAGUCCAGCUCUAGGUCUGGUUUUAUGAACAAAACAGCUUUGGCUGUGAACUGCAGUGGAAUUUAGCAGGGAAGGAGCUGCAUUCUUGCUGGUUCUGCUUGACCACUCAGUGUUUUUCACUACCGUCAGCUAUAGAAUCUCUGGCUUUCGGAGGUUGAAAGAGCAACAAAGGGCUAUUUGUAGAAGAACUUUUAAGCAGCCCCCCAUGCUGCACAUUGAAGUCCCGAUAAUUGGGUCUUCAAAGCACAGCAACACUUGGCAUCACAGUGAUGUGACUACAGGCCAGAAAAACUUCCCCACCCCUGAAGUAGCAGGUGAGAAUAGGGAGCCUAUGGUAAAAUUCUUAUUAGAUUCAAAAUCACAAAGUAAAGCUGCUAUAAAAAGGAUUAUCUUUUUGUGUGUUUUUUAAAAAAGUUGUAGGCAUGAAAGCAAACUUGAAUGUGUGGGUGGUCUAAGAACUUUGAAAGUAUUAAACCACAAAAACUCUUAUUGCCAAAAGGAUUUGGGUGUGGUUCCCCUCCUUCCCAUGUUAGUUGCUGCUACAACAGCUCCACCUUGCACCUAUAAUUUUAAAAUAGAAAUGACGUCUUCAUGUGCCAAAAGCUUCACUGGUGCUAAGUAUUUAUUCAGGAAGGAGUUCAGUGGCACAUACUUGGCAUUUACAUCAUCAAGCAUUAUGUAGGCAGCUGGCUGGUUGGCUGUAUGUGAAUUUUGGUCUACACAUAUUUGAUAUGAUAUUUGUAUUAGGCUUUUCCAACAACAAGUGUUGAGCUCAAAGUGGCUCACAACAAUCAUAGCAUUAAAACAACAAGCAUUGCAGUCACUGUAAUAUCAAACACAUUAGCAUAAAAAUCAAACCACAACACAUUCAUCAAAACAAUUAAUACAGUUCAAUGGAGUCAUAGUUAUUCAAAAUAUCAGAAAGAGCUGUUGAGCACCAGCCCUGUGCUGGAUCACAUCCCCUCUCUGGAAAGGGGCUUCUUUGCUCAGUGCUUGCUCAGAUCUUGACUUCUUUUUUACCCUGUAUGGGUCCACAGGUGUGCCUUCAGGUGGGAGCUCUUGGAAUAGGUCUUGAUGCAGCUGGCGCAGGUAUGGGUGGGUGUGACAGUCUACGUGGGGUCAGGAGCAAUGACCCCUCUUGGACUCAGCUUCCAGCUGCUCCAGCAGCCAGAAGGUCAUCGGGAAAUAUUGAGGAAGGUUUCCAAAUCCCAAAAUGGGUUUGUUUGUCUAGUGUGACUGUGUUCUACCUCUGCUGUCAGAGGCAUUAUGCCUCUGAAUACUAGUUGCUGACGAUCACAAGUGAGGAGAGUGCUGUUGGACUCAUGUCUUGUUUGCAGGUUUCCCUUUGGCCAUGGUAGGAACAGAAUGCUGGACUACAUGGUUCCCCUUUGGCCUGAUCCAGCAGUCAGGCUCUCAAGUCCUUUUGCAGGUGUUGCCUUGCCUGCAGUUCCAUUUACUGCAGUUCCGAAUCAACUAAGGCUGUCAAAGCACCUUCAGGUUGUGGGCAAUGUGUUUUCUUCAGUUGCAGUCAUGGCUUUCCCCCCCUUCCACCCCUCAAGACUGUGAAAUUCUGUUCUCAAAAUUGCAUUGGGAAUAUAUGUUCCACUGCACAUGUUUCUCAGGAUGGCAGGGCAUUCCGUCGUACUCACAAGUGGCCUACAAACUGGGUGAGAUCAUAGGCUUGUAAGCAAGGAGGAGUUUCCUGUGACAAAUCACCCGCCUUGCAAUGGCCUGUGGUGCCGUCAAAAUAAAACACAAGGUUUUUAUGGUUGGGAGACUUUGUCCUGGAUUUCAGUAUGGCUUUUAGCAGAAAGUGGAGAACUUUUACAAAGCAAGGCCUUUCAUAUUAAGGUUGUGUCAACAGGAGAACCAUAGGAAGCUGCCUUGUUAGACCAUUGAGGCCUAUCUAGCCCAGUAAGUGUCUGCACCAACUGGCAGCAGCGCUCCAGGGUUUUGGAGAGGGAUCUUUCUCCAGCUGUACAUGGAGAUAUCCAGGAUUGAACCUGGCACUUUCAGCAUGCAAAGCAGGUUUUCUGUCACAAAGACAAAACCUUCCAGAGUUGAAAAUAGCUAGAAAAUAGUUCAAAGUAACUUUUUGAAAUUUUAAUACUUUGCCUGUUAAUAACUGCGAAGCCUCUUUCUCUGCUCAUUGCCAUAAACUAGGGCACAAGACAGCCCUUCCAUGUGUGGGUCAGGAAUUGCAGGCAUGCAGAUGUCCAUAGGGCAGUGCCUGCCUAUGGGGAAGGGACACAGUCAGUGCCAGGCAGGAGGUUCUUGCAAUUUGCUCUCUAUUUCAAAAGUAGCUUGCUAUGCAGUACAGAGGCUGCUGGCCAAGUCAAAAGCCCCAUUGAGAGCGUAGAAUUGUGUGCUGUUCUGGAUUGUGGGCCAAUUGUUUGGAGUGCUCAAAUGACCAGUCAUAAGAGUCUGCUCCUGAAGGGGUUACCUAAAUCCUCUCAAGUAUUGGGAAAGAACACUCCCUGGUUUUAAUAGAUUUUAGAUACGUAUAUAGUUUUAAUUCUGCCAGUGUUUAAUUGGUUUUUUUAAUUAUUGUUUUUUAUAUGCUUAUAGCAGUUCUAAUUUUUAUCUGUAAGCCAAGCAGAGUCCUGUUGAGGAAAAAGGCAGGGUAUUAAUCAUACUCAUAAUCAUUCUCUCUGUAUCUUUUGAUGCUUCAGGUAAGUCUUCAAAGCAGGAUUCAAUAAGCUAAGGAGCACACAUAAAUAAAUGAGACGGAAGAAGUAUUUCCCUCCCACUAUUUUACUCAUCAUGUGCACCUGAAUCUUGCACUGCAUGCUUUAAUGUGCAAUACAGUGGAACCUUGGUUCUCAAACUUAAUCCGUUCUGGGAGUCCGUUCGACUCCCGAAACUGUUCAAAAACCAAGGCACAGCUUCCGAUUAGCUGCAGGAGCUUCCUACACUCAAGCAGAAGCCAUGUCAGACAUUCGGCUUCCAAAAAACGUUCGAAAACUGGAACACUUACUUCUGGGUUUUCAGCAUUUGGGAGCCAAAGCAUCCGAGUACCAAGGCGUUCAAGAACCAAGGUACAACUGUAUAAAAAUCAGGGUGGUUCACGAGAGAGAAAGAGUUCCAUAAUCAGGACAUAGCUGACUUCCCAUGGUAAGCUUAAGGUUGUGAGAAAUGGUCUCUUUAAUUUUAUGUUGUGCCACGCCCUCAUUUUGUAUUAUGUCACAUCCCCUCUAUGUCUGGCACCCCCAGUGCCCUCUCAAAAUUCAGAAUGAGCCCACUAGUCUAAAAGGGCUGCCUACCUUUGCUCUACAGGGUGUACAAACUAGUGUCGUCCUUGUGUGUAUCCUGUUGCUAAGCAGUAUCAAAAUAGGCAGGAGCUCUCAGUGACAGAAUGCUGGGACCAGAUGGGGAGCCUGAAGCAAAAUGGUAUUUUCUGGAUGAUAUUCUCCAACCCUGGCAGGGUCCCUGUUUCAAACAAGAGGCCACUAAGGUUCCCUUUUCAGUGCUUAUCUAAGCAUAAAUGGAAGUUUGAUCAUAUGCAAGGCAAGUGCAUAACCUGCUUGUGUUUUACCAUUCUAUAAACCAAUAAAAGACUCAACUUUUUUAAAGUUGACAAAACACAGACAUAGCAAAAAUGAGAAUUCCCUAGACAUGAAAAUAUCUGGUAGGCUGAAAGGCAGGGGUAUCAAUGUUAAAAUUAAAAUAGGUAGCAAAUACAGACAAAUGACACAUCACCUGUCAAAUGCAAGAACCCCCUGGAGCUAUAGGAUGCAGCUAGUAGCCUCCUGACCACACUCCAGUUUUGUACCCAGGAGGAGCAGACAGGACCGCCUCUCUUAACUGUGUGCAUGAGACUGGCUGGUUAAGGCUUUAGCUUGUUUGUGCUGGUACCACAGAAAGUACAAUUAAUCCGUUUUAGAGAUCAGAAUAAAAGAGAAAUGGGAGGAGAAUCUGGGUCGGUGGUAAAGGAAAUGGACCUGAAGCUCAUUACAUCUUAUAAUUUUCCGGGGAGGGGGAUUAGAGUUGUGGGUACCUUUUCCAUCUUCACAGCUGUGCGGUCCCCAAUCUAUCGCUAAACACAGAUGUCCAGCUGACAGCAAGGAAAGACCAUUGACAGGGUGGGAAGGAGCAUCCUGUGUCCAUACUCACGCACAUCCCAAGACACCUGAACAGCAUUACAAGCCUCCUGUUCCCGGGUGUCUGAAUCCAUGAGCAAAAGCACCCCAUUAAGGGGUGGCAAUACAUAUGACACAACUUUGUCGCUGGUCCAACUUCCACCUCCACAUAACAGCUUGCCUGCAGUGACUGGACAGAAUCACUCUAUUCUUUAUCCAAACGAUUUGGCUGGCAUUGAAAGCAUUUGGAUAACUAUGCAAGUGUCUGCCUAAACUGCCACUGAUCUGAGAGUACAUGAGCACUGAGAUAAUCUUGAGGAUUAGUUAACAGAAGUUAACUAUCCAGGAGCUUUACUGUACUUGCCGCAUCUGAAAUAGGAAUAGAAAUUUUAAGCAGUGUUAAAAACAGCACAUUAUUUGAUUACUUCCUGGGAGCUAGUGUAGAUGGCUAGAACAUGGAUAUGGCUUUUGGGUCUCAUUGGGAUAGCUUUUGAGGGCUGGGGCUGGUGGGAGUUGCAGUCCACGCUGCUGAAUACCAGUUGCUGGAAACUGCAGGGAGGGGGGAGAGUGCUCUUCUGCUCAAAUCCCACUUGCAGGUUUCCCACAAUUAUCUGGUUGGCCACUGCGAGAACAGGACACUGGACAAGAUGGGCUAUUGGCCUGAUCCAGCAGGCUCUUGUGUUCAUGGAAAUCUAAGUUGGGUCUGAUGGGAGUUGUGGACCAAAAUAUCAGGAGGGUUUAGUGAAGGCUGAAAUAGAUCUUUCAGUUAAAAGUCGGGGGAAAGGGAAUGGUGUUUCAUACUUUCUUUAAAACUUGUAGGAGCCAGCCAUAUUUAAUUUUGGAAAGGAGUUCCAUAAGGUGGGAGCCACCACUGAGAACAAUCUGCCUCCCUAGGGAAGCUUGGCUGCCUCCUUUGUUAAUGUCUUUUAGGUACCAAGUGAGGGCAGUCCUGCUUCCUUUGACUUACCCUGAGGUUUGGCACAAGUUCUGUUCAUUGUCAUACUUCUGAGCGCUUUUUGAGUUGUUGGUCUUGACCUUAUGCUGCACUUUUAUUUUAGCCUUUUAGCCUGUUUAUUGUUUUAUAAUUGUACUGUGAGCCCCCUUAUGGAUUCAACAAAAGGAAAUACUUUUAAACAAAUAAAAAUGAUAUUUCUAAAUGCACACCAUGUGAUAUGGUCUUAAUUCCUAAGCCAUCUCUUGGGCCAUCCCCAGUGGUAAGGGGACGGUUUAAAGCCCCGCCCUUCUUCUGUCUUGCUAAUUCAGAGAGUUGCCCUGUGCUUCUCCUCAUUGCUAGAAGCAAAAUCCCAGCCUUAGCAUCCCUAGACAGCUGGUGUCUCAUUGGAUGCACACAGACCAAUAUUUCUGAAACUCUGGCAGUAAGGAGUUUUGGUCAUUUUAACCAACAAAGACAAAGGAUCUGAAGCAGCUCUUUGUGGCAGAUUUGUAAUAUUUGCCAGAGGGGGGAAACUGGCCCCUUAAAGUUAUGGAGCCUCUUUGUCUUGGCUUCUGCACAAAGCUGCAAAUUUUUCCAUGUCUUCCUCCACCCUGGCCUGGCAGCCAGUCCAGCCAUUGUGCUAUAGAAAGUGAGCAGGAUGUAUUGGUAAUGCAGUCUCUAGUCUCCUGGCUCACUGUAAAGCUAGUUUCCCAAGGCUAGGAAGCCUUUCUGAAGCAGAAAACAGAAAUACCUCAUCUGCCAAAGAACUGCCAAGCCAUGGAAACUCAGGGCCCAGAGUGGCUUCAUGGAUGAGGCUCUACACUGCUGUAACUUCUCUGGAGUUUCGAGUUCCUUUCCUUUCAUCACCUUUAAUCCCUCACUCAAGGUUCAAGAGUUACGGUCUCAGUUUGCAAUUUGAAAGUGGAACUUGAGGGUUGUAUCCAAGAGUAGACCCACUAAAUGAAUGAACCUAAGUUAUGUCCAUUAAAUUCAUUGGCCUUUCUCUGAAGAGAACUAGCAUUCAAUAACAACUCUGAGUCACAGUUCAUGGUCUCUUCUAAUAUGUGUCAGCAUCAGAUUUUCUUUGUAUUUCCUUGUUGGCCAUCUGGGACUAUUUAAUUCCCACCCUCGCUUCAUCACUUGCCCUACUUCUUAGUUUAGCCUCUGUCAAAGUUGAGCCUGUAGAACAGGACUUGGAAUGCCUUCUAACCAGGAAAUUGCCCUUCCUGGUGUUCUGUUUUCCCCCAUCAUACUUCCAGCUCUGGCUAAUGACCAAUCGUCAACUUGAAAAAGCAAACCUAGCCAUUUCUUACUGAAUGAGAGUAUAGGCAGAGCUAGGAUAAAUCUCAGACACCUGCUUACCCAGGGUGCCCAGAGGUUUGCCUAGGAAUUUGAAAUGUUUUUCUAUCCCAGAGAACAGUCACAUAUGAAAGAGUGUAAUAUGGACUCUGGCACACAGUUUUGAAAAUUAAAAAACAAUUUCCUCAUCCUGUUCAUGCAGAGAAUGGUUGGGAGUGUGUCUGCAUUUACUUAAUGAAUUUGCCAGUUAGACAGUGCUUAGAUGAGCUCCCCGUGGUCAGAGAAUGGCCCUUUCAUUCAUUCCACAAACCAUUUGUCUUCAUGUUUAGACUGGAUAAUUUUUUCUUUCAGUUUUUGGAGAUUAGAAUAUUUCGUAUUGGAUAAAGAAGUGCACCACCUAGUUGAUAAAACAUGUUUGUUUAGGCAAGAUGUUGGCGUGCUUUAAUUUUAUGCUCUUAAGUUUAAUUCUUUUAAAUGAAUUAAUUACUUUUUAAAAACUGUGGAUAUUUUUAUUACUCAUUGUAAACCAUUUGUAGAUUUUUAUUACAAUCAAGUGAUAUUUAAAUUUGGUUAAAUAAAUAAAUUUUAAGUGUACAAGGAGUCUCAAAAUGCAAACACAGCUGCACAGCUGUACUGACCCUGAAUUAGCUCCUCAUCUUCAGAGGACAAGGGUUGGGAUGCAGAAUAGAAGAGGGAAUUGCCCUCAGGGCCAGCCCCAGAUGUCUCUACCACCACAGAAAAUUCAUACAUGGAAUGGUCAAUACUGUGGUAUGCGAACCAAUGUUCAUACUAUUAGCAUAAGACAGAUUCAUACAUUUCUGGGAACUUUCUUUGUUCCCUUAAUUUUUUCCAAAUACUUUUGCUGGUCUUCUGGGGACCUCCCAAUUCAACAGCUGGUCUUUUUCUUAACUAUGCAAAUAGCUGAGUAGCCAAAAACUUCACUUCUGCUGGGGAAAGCCACUUCACAUUUUUGAGGAAGGACUCUUCUGCAUCCAGAAGAUUAUUCUUCUUCCUCUUUAGCCUUGGCAUUAAGUGCUGUUGCAUACCCUCUCCUUCCUUCGAUGCUUUAUUGUUCCAAAACGUGUCUGGAACAGCUUAUCUGUUUCCCAAAUGCAUCCUAUUAUGUAUUGUGGAUGCUUGGACAACCCAGCCACUUGCAUGGUGGAUUGGAGGACAGAAGCAACAUGUUUCUCUAGUUAGUCAUACUUUGAAGGCAGACAAUAUUACCCCAUCUUUCCACUGUAGUGAAACCUAUAUUCUCCCCCUAAACAUGAUUACUCAGGUAAGUUCUGUUUGGUUAAAUCUUUUUCAAGGGAAGUGUGCUCAGGAUUGUACCCUUAGAUUGCCAUUCUAAGCACGGUUCUGAAUAAACCUUUCUGAUCCAUGGUUUUAUCUGAAGUGCAGGCAUUAGUCAGAAUGCAAGUACCAGAUGAUAAGAUGACAGCUCUUGAAUUACUGUAAGGCUUCUGUACUUCUGGUCAGCUCCAGAGACUUGGCUACUUGCUUUACUUCCAGCAACUAGAGCCAAUUAUUGCAACUGACUGGAGUUUCAGGGAGCCUCCUAUGGAAACUCUGGUGAGCCAAAGUUUGAGCGACAUUAUUUAUGGAAAAUCUUCCAACCCAUUAGAGGUUAGUCCGUCCAGGGAAAGGGGAACCUUCUUUGAAACUUUUGUUUGUUUGCUUGUUUGCUUGUUUGCUUCUGUGGAUUCUGAAUAGGAUUGCUAUAACUCAUUCUUGCAUGUUAUUGCUGGAUUGAGAGGCUAAAAUGGCUGGAUUUGACUCCCAUUGGUGUCCUGUUUAGUGAGGUUUAGCAAAUCAAGGAAAAUGCUGCUCAUUAAGUAUACUUUCUAAAAUUUCAUUUUUGUUCUGAAACGGAUAUUUCUUAAGUCGUUCACUGUUCCUGUAUAGCCUGGCUUUGUACUGCUAUGAAAGAAAAUUGGGGUGGGGAGAAAAACAUGAUAUACUGAAAGGCUAAGGAGAAGCCUCACCCUGAUUCUUAUCAGUCCCCUUCCAUACAGUUGUGUCUUCUGCAUUCUCAGGUUCUCAACACCUCACCAAAGAAUUUGAAGUAGUCAAAGGCUGACAAGCGCAAAACAGAAGGAAGUGAACAAUGAUAUUUUUCUUAAAAGAUUCUCGUCCUCUUGGUUUUGAUAAAGGGCUGGUCUACAUAGGAACAUAGGAAGUGGCCUUGUAGCAAGUUGGACAGUUGGUCCAUCUAGCUCAGUAUUGUCUAACUGAGUGGCAAUGGCUCUCCAGGUUUUCAGACUAGGGUCUCCCUGAGCCCUACAUGGAGAAGCUGGCAAUUAAACCUUCUGCAUGCACAGGUCUACCACUGAGCUGAGCUGCUUUUUUUAAGGUAAACAUUUCACCAGGCUAGUGCAAGCUCCUGGCUGGGAGCCCGAGUACUACAACGCAGAAAGAUGCCCUGGCUGCUGUUGAACGCAGUGAGACCAUUCCAACUCGAUGGCUCAGAAGGGGCUGGGAUGCCUGUGUUUUUGAACUUUUCUCUCUCAUUGGGAGGAGGAAGAAAAUAAGCACAGUAACCAUCCUUGGGUUCAUGUGGGAUCUGCCAAUUCCCAGGAAAAGCAUGAAGCCUGCGAAUAAAUAAAUCUGGCUGGCAGCCAGCUCGCAAGCUUAUGGAAAAAUGCUUUUCAAAACAUGCUGCCAAGGAUUGCCUCAGACCAGGUAGAGUUUCACAUCCGCAUAAUGGGGAGAGUGUUUUUCUAGAGCGCACAGCUCUGGGGUGCUUUCUGUAGUGCUGCUGCACAAGUUCUCCCUGCCACUGCAUCUAAUUCUUCUGAAAUCAUAGAAUUGUAGAGUUGGAAGGUACCCCCAGGGUCAUCUAGUCCACAUCCCUGCCAUGCAAGAAUCCUGCCCAUAGCCAUCCCUGUGCGGGCUUUAUUUAUACUACAUUUCCCUUGCCCUGCCUUCAUGGAGCUUAUUUGUGCAGCACAUGGUCUCCUCCUUUUAAACUUCUGUAAGGAAGCUGCUCUGGCGAACUGGCACCAGAGCAGCACAUGAAACACCGUUUACCUUCCCGCUAGAAAGCGGUACCUAUUUAUCUGCUUGCACUUAAUUGUGCUUUCGAACAGCUCCUGCCCACCUAGCAGUUCGAAAGCACAAUUAAGUGCAAGUAGAUAAAUAGGUACCGCUUUCUAGUGGGAAGGUAAACGGCAUUUCAUGUGCUGCUCUGGUGCUGGUUUGCUGGAGCAGCUUCGUCACGCUGGCCACAUGACCCAGAAGUGUCUGCGGACAGCGCUGGCUCCUGGCCUCUAGAGUGAGAUGAGCGCACAACCCUAGAGUCUGUCAAGACUGACCUGUACGGGCAGGGGUACCUUUACAUUUACCUUUAGGGUAGAUAAUACAUGGGUGAUGGGGGGAGUGUCCACAGGUCACCCAGUGGACUUCAUGGCUGUGUGGCCAAAUAGGCGAUAGAAGACUGGGCCUUUGCGGUGAUCUGCUGUCAACUUGGGGCAUGCAUCAUUUGUGCUGUGGUGAGAGAAGCAUGUUGCAGUCAUGACCCCAUAGACAGCAGCACGAUGUCAUAAGUAGUUCUGAAAUAGCCUUUCUUAGGCUUUUGAUCUCCGGAGAUGUUUUGUACUACAAUUCCCAUUAGCCCUGGCCAACCUAGUUGUGCUUGCUGGGGGCUGAUGGAAGUCGUAGUGCAAGACACCUCUGGAGAUCCCCAAUUUGGAGAAGGCUAGCCUCAGAAGACAAGGUGGUACUCCUAGAUACAAAUGCAUAUUUGUUCUAUCCUGCUUUACAUACAGAUCAUUUCAGUGCUUCUUCCCCCUCCCCUCUCUUUCUCAACAGAGCGGAGAAAACUGAAGUCCUCAGUGAAGAUCUGCGACAGGUAUUUUAAUUUAUUAAUUAAUGGCUGCCUCUGGAAGAGGGGUCGGGGGAGGCACUGGCUGUUUCUCACGUGCUGGAUGGGAAAGCUGCAACACAAUUUCAGGCAAGAGAAGAAGGAAUUUACCACAAUAGCCAGAAGGGAAUUUGAAAGGUUCUGGAGGGCAGGUAGUGUGGUCAGAAGUGAAAUAAAAGAGUUAGUAUUCAUAGUCACUGUGCUUACUGCAGCAUGGCAGGUUUUAGUGUGGUUGUGACAAGACCUUCCUCUAUUCCACUUAAGUGGGGAAAUGACCUCUGCAAAUCAUUCAGAUUGAGUAAAUAAACCUCUAUUGUUUUACAUAAUUUGUCUAGCUACCAAGGUAAGGCAAGAAGGGAGGGAGCUGGCUGGUACACAAAAGUAUGCUUAUUGAGCCUAACAAGUUUCAAAUCUAAAUCCUUCUUUGAAACAACCACCUUGAGACUUUGCUCUCCAAUUCUAUUGCAGAAAGAAUCAGUUGGACACCAAGGACUUGGGCUGGUUGUUAUGCAGGGUGCUCCCAAGGAAGGACUUCUAUGCACCUCUCAUUUUCCUGCAUUUGGUGCCUUCCCAUUUUUCUCUUCCUGCCCAGGGCAGGAGCAGCAAGCUGUGCAGAUUAUUCCUGCCUGCUGGUCUGGCACCUGCGAUUUCAAUGGGUGUUUCCUUUAUAUUUUGAAGUUUGGCCUCCCAGCCAUAAGGGAAAUAAAAAUGAAGUGUAAGCUAAGAUUUUCAAAAUGCUGAAAUUGUCCUAUGUAUGUCUGAGAUAUGGGUGUGUGUGUGUGUGUGUGUGUGUGUGAGAGAGAGAGAGAGAGAGAGAGAGAGAGAGAGAAAUCUCAGAAGAGUGCAAAGCACAUAGCCUUACUUAGAGCUUCUUGGCUGCAUGUGUUGCACAUGUCUGAGUUUGAAGAGAGUUUCCUGAUAAGCAAAGGCUCCGCCUUUCCCCUCGUCAGCCUCUGUUGAAAUCUGGAUCCUUUGCAGUUGCCGGAGGGAGCUUUGUCUCAUUCCUUCGUUGGAUCACACAGAGCAACAAGCAGCAAUGUCCUCCCACUUGCGCAACAGAAAGCUGCUUGCACAAUGGGGAUUCCAAUUUCUCUUCUCCCCCUCUGGAUCCCCCAAAAUCUGCUCUGGAGGGACCCCCAACCUUCUGGAGAAGAUUUUGGGGUCAUGAGGGGAUUGCUGUGGGGGGGAGAGGAAGGAGAAACACUGUUGUGCAAGCAGCAUACCCCCUAUAUUACAUUUAACCUCACUCAUAACCCGCUCAGUCCCAUGGGUUUCAGCUGUGUUUCGAAGCACACAUGUUUACCCGCUUUGCUCCAGGGGGAGAUAAAGAGGAUGCCCCUGUCUUCAUGAUCCCAUGAGAUAUUUCUAAUCUGCCACUCAACAGAGUAAAUUAUGACUGCUAUGUUUCUCAUUCUAUCCGUAUAAAAAAUGUACUGUGGAUUGCUACUGCAGUGUCCCCUGAGUUUAGUAGAAUGAAAGGAAUUACUGGAAAACGAGUGAAAGCAACUAAAUACCAUUUUUAAAAAAAAUUCUCCUGAAUUUGUAAAGUGCUUAUCAGUAUACAUUUAUGGCUUUUCAUUUGGAAACAGGGAAGCAGGACGUGAAGUUCCUAAUUAGACUGCACUGCCCACAGCCGCCUCCUUGCUCUGUGUUUUCCAGCCUAGCUAUAUUUCACCUUCCAGACUUGAGAUUCAGCUGUUUGUUUUAUAGACGUGGGAUCAGAAGCUAUUUUCCCUUAUUUUAUUUUUAUAUUCCAACUUUCCUUCAUGUGACUAACCGGGGUUAUGGUCUUUCUGAAUCAGAGGGGUGGGGAAACGAGCAGAUUUUGGCAGGGCUGCCGUGUAAAUAUCUGCAGCUAAGGAUCUUUUUUUAAAAAAAAAUAGUGCCUUGUUGCCUUGGUGAUCCUAUGAAAUAUUUGGAGUGGAGGGAGGUGGAGAGAAGCCAGAAAUUGUUCCAGCCGACUGUUGGCAAACCAUUUUUUUGCAAGCAUGGGCUUCCCAGGCACAGGCGCUUGACCUGUCAACGCCCAAAUGGAACUGCUUGCUCAUUUGCUUGUUUGGCUUUGCUGCUGAACAGAAUCCUUCCAAGUGUGUCUGAUGCUGGGUGUACAUUUUCAGUUGCAUCUCCUCCUCCUGUGGAGUUCCAUGUGUUUCGCCAUAUGGCAGAGAACGUUUCUGUCCUUUGGAAUGCUCUCAUUUUAAACACGUUAAUUUCCAGAGAUGGAGUAGGGCCCCUUCUGACAGAAGGAAGCUUUCCAUCCGUUGCUCUGGACUCACUUAAAUGCCAAAGGGCUUAACAAUAAGUUGCAAAGCAGAAAGAUGUGUAGACUUUAAGACCAGCUGUUUGCUGAUAAGAACAUCUGCGAUGUUCCUAGUCUUGCUGGGAGAACUGAAAAGUUGGCAUUUCAAAAGUGCAGUUUGUUCCUGAGCUGUGAGGCUGGAGCCCCUCUGCCUCACAGAAUGGAGCCAAAAGGGGCCAAGGCUGUGUAUAGUCCUACUCUGUGUGCAUCCGUCUCCACAGUAGACAACUGACUUAUCAAAGGAGCAUCUUCCUCUGUGCCUUAAAUGUCUGGUGGCUGUGUGGAAGAAUGAGCUGUGUUAACCAAACAGAAGGUCAACAGCUUCUUGUGUGGUGACUUGGACUCUUCUCAGUUGCAUGUUUUUUGUCCCAAGUGAAAGAUGCUUUUUGGCCAGGGAAAGAAGAAAAAAGUGUAUGGGCCAGAAGAAAUACUUGGAUGCUGUUCCAGCUUUCUGAGGGGAAGCUGCUCCGUGUUCCAGUCUGCUCACCAGCUGCGUCAGUCAACAGAGCUGGAGGCAGCAGAUUGAACAUCCUGUUUGUGGCAAGCCUUGCAGAGCAGGGAUCCAGCUGAGCAUCACAGAAUUCAUGAUGAGGGGGAUCCCCAGCCACUGUUCUGUCCUGCUUCACUGGGCCGUGGUUGAGGGCCAUGGUUCCAAAUGGUGUUGCAUGAGAAGGGUCUGAAUUGUGCCCUGGGCGCAAGGCAUUCUAUGCCCAGUGGAGCAGAUGGGCCCUGCAAAGCCUUUUGUCUCAGUACUUUGGCAGUAGUGACAUCCCAAGGGAGGAAGGAGGAUAUGUCAGCUACUACAACAGACAGGCAAGGGGGGUGGGAUCUCUGAAGCAUCACUGUUACCCAUAAACAGCACUAUCUUUUUCUCUGCCUUAGUGUGGAAUGUGUGCAGAGUAGGGCAUCAAAACUGAUUAAAGGGACUGGAAGCCAAGCCUUGUGAGAAACAUUUGAGGGAGGUGGGAAUGUUUGGCCUGGAGAAGAGGAGUCUGAGGAGUUAUAUUAGAGCCAUCUUUGAAUAUCUGAAGAGUUGUCACAUUGAGGAUGGAGGAGGCUUGUUUUCUACUGCCCCAGAGGGGAGGCCCUUAACCAAUGGAUUCAAAUUACAAGGAAGGAGAUUCCGACUAAACAUUAGGAAGAACCUUCUGACAGUAACAGGUGUUUGACAGUGGAACAGACUACCUUGGAGGCUUUUAAAGCAGAGGUUGGAUGGCCCUCUGUGUGGGAAUCCCUUUAAGACAACUACAGCGCCUGAAGACAGACAGUCGUGCAUCCAUAACAGUGACCAGAGGAUGCAUGACCCCUGGGAGUAGCAUAGAGAGAAGUAACACCAUAGUUCAUCAUCAGCAAAACCUUCAUCUGCCCCAGCUGCAACAAAUCAUGUCUCUCUACAGCCACAGCAGGUGCUGUAACCUUCCAACAGUUUGACUUCACACCCAAAGGUUCACUUCUCCAUUGUGUCCCAAGACAGACAGAUCCAAACCAACCAUAAUGGAUGGCCAUCUGUCAGGGAUUCUUCAGCUGUGAUUCCUGCAUUGCAGGGGAUUAGACUGGAUGAUCCUUGGGUUCCCUGCCAACUCUACAAUUCUAUUAUUCUAAUGUUUAAAAAUCCAUGCAAGAAGCAAAGCCAGUAGCAAUAACAGAACCCAAAGAACCCAUUCAAGAGGCCUGGUGUGCUGGACAAAGGGGGAGCUCUCAAGGAUCCACAUUGCCUGGGCUACCCUACAGUUGCAAGGAAGGUGCCUGCCAUUUGUUCUGGGAGCUGCUUAGGAAAAUGCAUGUGCAUCUCUUUGAGGGUGGGACAGAAGCAUGUCUCAAGUUUUAAUGCACAAAAGUUGGUCUUAAGAACAAAAAAAGAGCCUGCUGGAUCAGGCCAGUGACCCUUCUAGUCCAGCCUCUUGUUCUCCCGGGAGCCAACCAGAUUUUCACUCUGCCACCACAGCAUAUUAGCACCCAGUGCCAUGUUGUGAGCUACUUUGGGAUUUCAGUCAAAAAGCAGGAUACAAAUCUACCAAAUAUAAAAAGAUUUGGGGAAACACUAGUCUGGCAUCAUUUGCACGUAACAGGUUUUGGUAAAGCAAAUGCAACUAGGCAGACCUGUAUAGCCUCAGAAGUGGCAAGGCCCUCAAAGGUCAUUGGCUGAUGCAGGAAAUCCUCUCCUACAGCAGAGGUGGGCAUCUAAUUGCUUCUUUAAAACUUUUAACAACGAAGAACCUGCCACCUUCCCAGGCUCUACUCUUAAAACAGCUCAUGCUAUCAGGGAGUUCUUUCUAACAUGUAAUUGAAAUAGUCUUCCUUAUACUCUGAAUUUUUUUGUUCUGGUCCAGUUUAAUAAAUAGACAGAUACAGAGAAAUUGCUCUGUCACCUAUGUGACAGCUGCUCAAAUAUUUGAAGGUGGCUGGUUAUCAUAGUACCUCUCCUGCAGACUACUUAUAAGCAGUACCUUCCAUUUUUCCACAUAGGUCUUGGUCUCCAGGCCCCUCACCAGCUGGUUGGAGUGAGAAAUGUUCAGGCUAUCCGUAUUUUUAAGUUCAGCAUUUUAAAAGGCUGCAGAGAGGAUUCCUAUCUGUUUACAUGCCUCUCUACAGUUGAAACUUGUUCUGCCUUUUUUCUUUUUUGGCUGGUUUUGUUCAAACAGAAACCAUUCCAGAAGGCCUCCUUUUAACCCUCAUGACUCAUCAAAACACAGAUAAACCACAUUCCUUUUGCUGUUGUGCAUGGAGGUUCCCAGCAGAACUUGGCAGACGUCUUUGCACUCUCAGAUAUUUGAACGAAGAUUCUUUCACAGAGGAAAUCUCAGUUCCUUAUCAAAUGCUUGCAAUUCCUUGCAGGCAAACCUGCCUUCCUACAGUGGCAUUUCCUUUAACGUUAGACCUGCCAGUUGCCCCACAGUUGAAAGGGUGCUGUCCACAAAAAAAGGACCAGCCCGCCUUUUCUGUCAGCUUGAGGCAGCUAACAAUUAAUAGUCUUAAAACAAGGCAGUGAAAUUUUAUGGCGUGUCUGGCCAGACAGUGCUCUGUUCCCAGGGUUCUACCUGGGAGAGGAGUUAAUGAGGCUGGAUCAAAUAAACGUUGGGUUUCAUGGUGCAAUUGCUAGACGUGGCUUCCUAGUACAAAGAGCCUCAUGUGCAGUUUCCCUUCCCUAUUUCUUCACCAUCUAGAUUGAGCGCCGUCUCGACAACGUGAGGUCCGUAUGCCACACUUCCUGCAAGAGGCUAGGCAUGUGUUUGCAUGGGCAGUCUGGAACAGAUGCAGAAAAGAGACAUGUAAGUGCCAACCCCUUCCAAGGAAAACUCUGCACCAGAUUUGGCCAAGCUGAAUCAGGCCAGUUCAGGGAGAUCCAUGUUUUGGCCCAAUCAGGUAGCGACACCCAGAGAACAGUCCAGGUUGGGCUGCACGAGUGAUCUGGGGCUGUCGGGGCAGGAAGAAGAGGUACGCAGCUCACAGUUCCCAAGCUGGGGAAGCAGACCCCAACGGGUUGAAUCCACAGCUCACCAGCUGUUGCACAGCCCUACUUUCAAGUUCCUCACUCCUCAAGUCUGUCCUUCCCAAAGUGCUCCUGUUCCACUGGGCUCCUCUGUCUCUUCUAAGCACUGCACAGAGCUCAUCCAGAUGUGCUGCCCAACAUCUGAAAGAAAAAGGGAUGCUUGGCUCCUGUUCUGGCAAGUCAGCCAUCCUUCAGAAGCCUCUGUAGUUUCGUAGAAUCUCUCAAGUUCUCCUGACCCUGCCAUGAUGCUCUUACUCCCCAUUACUUUUGCAUGUGCUAUUUUUUGGGUUUAGUUCCUAACCACAUUGUUAUCUCCACCCCGGCAGGCCAAAGAUGACCCACCGCACACCUGACAUAAUAUACAACAUCAGUUGUGUGUGGGUGAGUGCAGUUCAGGGAAGCCAGCUUCACGGGCCAAACAAGGACCCCAGUGGGCCAAGUUCGGCCUCCAGGCUGGAGGUUCCCCUCCUCUCCGCCUUGCACAGAAAUUUUGUGCAUUAGACUUCUUUAACAGAACUAACUGCCUCCUCCUCUGACAUUGCUCACCCAGCACCACCCAGAGCUCUGUCUUAGCUGGCAGUUGUGGAGUUCAUGCUGGGAGCAGUCAGGGGACUCCAGCACUGCAGGUGCUGGCCACGCUUUGAGGAACAGGGGCUGCUUGUGAAGGCUCAGAGUGCACCAGCCCAUACAAGUUUCUCUGUACAUGAUUGGCUUCCUGCACCCAGCAUCUGGGCUUAUCUUGAGAGAGGCAGAUACAGGAAGCACCCACAGGUCCCUCUUUUCCCCAAUAGGAGUUUUAACUGAAAUCACUCCCUCUCAGUCAAAAGGCCAAAAAAAAAAAAAGCCCCUUUGAAUUAUAAACAGGGGCUUUUGAUUGCAGGCAAGUAAAAAGAGGAGAGGCUUUAAAGACAUGUGCAGCCUUUAAUGAUUCUCCACAUUUGUUAAUCUGAAGAAAUGCUGCCACCCAUCACAGAUCCCAUCUUCACAGUUGCUGUAGAGAGUUGGAAUUGAUGCUCCAGCUCACAAGUUGAUAUACUAGGAACACAAGAAGAGCCUUGUAGCUGGAUCAAGCCCAAAUGCCCAUCUCGUCCAGCAUCCUGUUCCCACAGGGGCCACCCAGAUGUCCCAGUGGGAAGCCUGCAAGCAGGACCUGAGUGCAACAGCACUCUUCCAUUCUGCCAUUUCCAGCAACUGGUAGUCAGAAGGAUGCUGCUUCUGACAAUAGAGAUAGAAGAUAGACAUCAGGAUUAGUAGCUGUUGAAGACUGUGGCACUGUCUGUUAAGUGUAGUACACUCAGUCAUCAGGUCAGCCUCCCCACUCACCCCGCCCAAUGUCUCAUUUUAAAUCCUGUGCACAUCAUCUCGGUCUGACCCACCUAAGCUCCACUUCCUUUCCUUGUCAUCACCAUUCUCCCACCAUCUUUUUCCUGGUGCCCAGGUUCAGCAGCCACAGGUUGCUACUCGGAUUGGAUUUAUUGAACCCAAGUUAGCCAUAUCCUUUUAACUUAAAUGGUUCUACUCUCUCAGUAGGAAAGUAGCAUCAGACCUGGCAUUUCCUUAACCCCAACGAUAGCAGUAUUUGUUUUCUCUCCGCAGAAAAAGCUUCCUCUCACUGCUUUUGCUCAGAAUAUGCAGGAAGGCGCUCUGCAGCUAAGCGAUGAAACUUUGCUGGGGUAAGGGUUGCAUCACUGUUAUUUUUCCUGGUCAUGGUCAUUUGUCAUUUGGUCAGAUAUAACCAGUGACCUAAUUUUAUGCAUGUCAGGCAAAUGCACAAAUUCAGUAUUUUUUAAAAAAGAAUACAAGCUAAAACAGAUCUCAUGAAUUUGCUCCUGAAACUUUGGUUUUAAGUGUAAAAAUGAAAACCUUACAUGACUCCCCUGUAAUUAGCCCUGGAGAUCAAAGGAGCUCUCAUUACCUCUUUCCUUUCUCCCUCCCAAUGCUUGGAAUCCACCCAUCUAAUGCAACUGUGUAUUCUUCUUUGUUUUAAGGAAAAUGCUGGAGACUUGUGGUGAAGCAGAAAAUAAGCUAGCAAUGGAGCUCUCUCACCAUGAGGUGCAGGUUGAGAAAGAUAUUUUAGAGCCACUGAACCUCCUCUCAGAGGUAAGUUGCUUCUGCCGCUGUCCAUAACCCAAGCUUGACCCAUUCCCUAAAAUGACACAGUCAUUGAGACCCGCCAUGAAUCGGGUGUUGCUUUGUGUGCACUUAAGACAAAUAUAGCUGUCUGCACAACAAACGUCUCAGCUGUCAGCUUCCUGUCGUCUUACCCUUUCAGACGGAAAUCCCCAACAUUCAAAAACAGAGGAAGCAGCUUGCAAAACUGGUGCUGGACUGGGAUUCUGCAAGAGCCAGGUAAUACAAACACAUACACACACACACACACACACACACACACACACACACACACUUUCCUCUUCCUACUUCAGCACAGGAAAUACCAGGAUUUCAUCAUGGCUUUGGGGCAUCCUUCUCAGGAGCACUUGGCUGCUACGUAAGGCCGCAUCCAGUCUACAAAAACCUUUCCAUCUUGGUCCACUGCAUUUGGGGAAGAGACAUUUUAGCCUUGUCUCCUCGCUUUCCUCUGCUGAUCAAGAUGUCUUCCAGCUCCCCAGACACCAUGUGUCUGUCUGUCUUGUCACAAGGACAUAUAGCUGGUGGAAUGGAGUGUGUGUUGGCAGGUGCAUAAGACAGGGAACUGUAACACUAGAACUCAUGAACAUCCAAUGAAGCUCAGUAUUGGAAGAUUCAGGACAGAUAAAAGGAAGUCCUUUUCACGGCAUAAACUGUGGAACUCGCUUCCACAGAAGGUAUUGAUGGCUUCAAAAGAGGACUGGACAUAUUUGUGGAGGGAAAGGCUAUUGUUGACUGCUAGUCAUGAUGGCUGUGCUCUGCCUCCAUAGUUGGAGGCAGCAAUGCUUCUCAAUACCAGUUAUCACUGGAAACUGCAGAAGGGGAGAGUGCUCUUGUGCUCAAAUCCUGCUUGCUGAUUUUUCAUAGGGGCAUCUGGUUGACAACUGUGAGAACAGGAUGCUGGGCUAAAUGGACCAUUUGCCUGAUCCAGCAGGGUCUUCUUAUGUUCUCAUGCAUCCUAGUGGCCUCAGGUCAGGCCAUGAGUUGGCCUUGUGACUAAUCUGUUUGGCUUGCUUUUUGCCACAGGCCAACCCAAUUUCACAUCCCCAAACUUGCUUGCAGAUCAGAACACAACUCUCUCUUCAGUUAUGGACUUCUCCAAAUUUUGCAAUGCAGUUUCAGUCUCCCCAAAAUAUACAUUUCACAUAAAGAAAUGCAUGCAAAACACAUACUUUAGGCAGAAACGCAUUGGAAAAAGAAAUUCGCUUUUGCAUUUGGCAAAAGAAAGGCAGGCAGACGAUAGGGGACGCUACAAAAAAGAAUAUGAGCAGCUCAUUGCUAUUAAAAAACCCCAACAAAGGCCAUCACCAACAAAGCUUGAAAUACUUUAGUAGCAAGAUACCAGCUAGGAAAGCUAUUGGGGCUUUGGAUGACAAAGGAGACAGAGGCUCCCACAAGAGGCAGCAAUGGCCACCAACUUGGCUGGCAUUGAAUGCCAGUUGCUGGAAGUUGCUAGUGGAGAGAUUUCUGUUGUGCCCAGGUCCUUCUUUUAGGCUUCUCCUAGAUAUCUGGUGGGACACUGUGAGAAUAGGAUGGUGGCCUAGAGAGACCACUGGCCUAAUCCAGCAGGAUGCUUAAGUUAUUGGGUAAAAUAAUUAAAAUGCAUUUUUAAAAAUCAUAUUUUUUCAGGUAGCAGUUGCACAGAAUGAAUCCAAUUUACAUGGUUUUUAUUCCAUGAGUUCUUUCAGUAAGUGUGCAAAAAACCAGGCCAGGGCAGACCUGUGAUUGAGCACCAGGAAAACUUGACAUGGAGCAGACUUAGGCUGGUCCAUUGGUUCCACAAAGCAACACACUUCUUUAGGCAGGCAGGAUCCUGGGCUUGGCUUCUGAACCCACCUGUGCCUGUGCCCAUGCUUGUGCUGCUUCCCAUGUUCUUUACCCUGCUUGGCACACUGCAGGCACCACAAAGCGUUUAGCAGAGGGAGGGGGAAAAUAGAUUGGAGACCUGUGAUCAUUCCUCAUUGUUUUCCCUCUCUGGUGCUCUUUGUGCAAGAAGAAUAAUUCUGAUCUCUCUUGUGCAGAUGGAACCAAGCCCACAAAACUUCAGCCACCAACUUCCAGGGGCUUCCGUCUAAGAUAGAUUCCCUCAAGGAGGAGAUGGAUGAAGCGGGAAAUAAAGUCGAGCAAUGCAAGGUGCACUGAGAACUUUUGGAACACUUCCCUAGGGAGAACUGGGCUGCAUUCAUACCAUUCAUUUAAACCACACACACAAAGAGUCCUGGCAACUGCAGUUCAACCCUUACAGAACUACAAUUCCCAGCACCCAUAACAAACCACAGUUCUCAGGAUACUUGCUGGUGUGUGUACUUCAAAUAUAUGGCAUGUAUUCAGUCUUGGGCUAUUUAUUCUGUUUAUUUAUUUGAAAGCAUCUAGAGUCUUUCCCCAAUAUCUCCUUUCCCACCUGGAUUCACAGGAUCUGCAGGGGAGGCCUGACCUCCUUAUCUGGCUUCCAAAGACAUUGUCCAGUUUUCCCCCCAGAGAAAAUGUAUCCACCCGUCUCCUUUCUGCUGGGCUGUAUUUUCUACCUCACGUCUUCUGUUACCAGCCUUCUCUUCCACUUAGUGGACAUGUAGUGCAAAACAUUGUCGGCCCAGAACUUGCUUGUCUCUACAAUUAACCUCCUGGCCAGGAAAAUCUAGCUCCCCUUAGCUAUUGUUUUGAGAAGGCAAUAGGAGGCAUGAUUUGGCUAAAUCCUGGGGGAGGGCUUGUGGGUAUGUUCAAGAACUGAUCCUAUGGGUCACAUCCUGCACUGGGGAAGGGAGUUUAGGGGCACGGAACCCCUCUAAUUUACUAGUACUCACCAUGGCUAUUCCUUCCUGUAAAUCCUUACUCUACAGCUAACUCUGUGUAUCUCUGCUCACACAUACAUGGCCCAAAAGUGUGCUAAGAGAAGCCAAAUCCUGUGAUCAAAAUAAAUUAGGCAAAUUAGUGUAUAUUAGCAACCUCUUCCUAUAUUUAUUACUGUGUCACCCUGCUGCUUUGUAUCUGUUACUUGCAUUGCAUAAUUUAUUGAGGUUCUGCUAGCGUUCAGCAGGGUCAAGGAGCCAUGCAGAGGCUCAACUGCUGGAACUUUUCCACAGUUGGAGGCUGUAAUGCUUCUGAAUACCAGUUGCUGGGAACUGCAGGAGGGGUGAAAGUGCUCUUGUGCUCAAAUCGUACUUGCCAAUUUCCCACAGGCAUCUGAUUGUCCACUGUGAGAAUGGGAUGCUAGACUACACAGGCCCCCUUUGGCAGGCUUGCCUUAUAUUCUUAUGCCCAGGGACCCUCUCACACCACACAUUUUGCUGUACCAGGGGUGGGAAACUUCAGGCCCAGGGGCCAGAUGUGGCCCUCCAAGCCUUCUUCUCUGGCCCUUGGGACCUUCCACACCUUUUACCAGCCUUUUAUUUCCCUCCCCUUGUGUGGUUUUGCCUAGCUUUCAUGUGGCUUGAAUUUUAAUGUAUCUUUUUUAUUAAAAAAAUUAUUUAAUUUGAGUGGGUGGGUCUUGAAGCUAGGCUACUGUGCAAAGGCAAAAUUUUGCAUCUAUUGCCCUUCCCAUCACUAGCAUUUGGCCCCCAGAAGGUUGCCUAGAAGGAAAUGUGGCCCUGUACUACGCACUGCCUACUGUAUUGCCAAGCUUGGUGUGUAUGCGUUUACAGCCAUAUCAAUAUUAUAAUAAUGGAUAGAAUUAUGUUUCUGUAAAGCAGAUAGGCCAAGGAAUAUUUGACCUGAUGUGUGGCUAUGCAUAUGGAAAAGGGGCCAUUGAUGUGCAGAAUUUGCACAGCAUGAUGGGAUUGUGCAUUGGGAGGUGUUCUGGCCUGAUGGCUGGUGGACAGGCAGCCCAGGGAGGGGGCAGUUUAAGCUCCUGGGUUUUGCAUUCCUGUCUUCUUCUUGGAAAUGUGGUGCCUUCCAUGGGCUUUGCUGUUGCUGACUUGCAGUUUGUCUCGUUUUCCCCUCCUCCUCUGCCCGAAAGGAUCAACUUGCAGCGGACAUGUAUAACUUCAUUUCCAAAGAAGGCGACUACGCCCGCUACUUUGUCUCUGUGAGUACCUCUCUCUCCUCCGGGAGCUCUUCCUUUCUGCAGACAUACAUUUCACAUGCUUAAUCCGACUGCCUGUGUGUCGUUGUUGCUGUUGCUGUUGUUCUUGUUGUGUUCAUCCAAUGCUAACUUUUUGUUUUUAAAAUGUGGGUUCUAUUCUCAGUUAUUAGAAGCCCAAGCAGAUUACCAUAGAAAAGCAUUAGCAGUCUUAGAAAAGGUGCUCCCUGAAAUCCAGGCCCAUCAAGGUAAAGUAAACCUGUGCUCUGCCUCCUGCUUUUGCCUGUGCCACCUUUGCACUCUCCUCCUCUGACUUUUUCUUUUUUAUUCUCCCCCUUUGGCAUGCCAUCUUUCUGGAAUAAGGACACGGGGCCUUUCUUAAUGACACCAUCUUCCCAAAUUGCCCCCCAUCCUCUCUGCAGCUGCAUUUCUGACAUUCUUCCAAGCCUCUAUUAAUACACUAACAAACCAUGAUGGAUUUGGUCUGAAACUCCUCAGGGGGCAGCGCCAUGCCAUGAGCCUGCCAGAUCCACCCCUUGGCUUGCCCACCCAGAGCCACCACCUCUCCUGGCCACCUGUUGCUUUUUGGAUUGCCAUAUUUAGGAAUCCACAAAGCUGCCUGAUGCUACCUAGGCUAGUAUUAUCUCUUGAGUGGCAGCAGCUCUUCAAUGUCUCAGGCAGAAAGAGGAGGUGUUUCCCAGCCUUGAGAUGCAAAGGUUUGAAUCUGAGACUCUCUGUAUUCAAAGCUACCAAGCUGUGGCCCUCCCUUCAGGGUUGGGCUUUCAAGAGGCUGUUCAGAAACUUGGAAGCAAGCGAGGUGCCUUUGGGGAGUGAGUAGCAGGGCAAGAACAGCCUUCUCCAUCCUUUCAGAUGUAUCCUAGUAGGAUUGUACGGUGCUGGGAAUAUUGGGGGUUGCAGUCCAAAACAUUUAGAGGGACCCAGGUUGUCUAAGCCUGACCUAGAGUGACAGGGAGGGACAGGUGAGUAACAGGCAUUGCAGGGUGCUGGAAAAGACUCUACAGGCCACCUGUCAAUGAAUCCUAAGUCAGAGGAACAAAGGAGUUGCCAUGCAAGAGCCGACAAUGGAUUAUAUCCAACUUACUGGAGGUAGACCCGUUGAAAUUAAUGGACUGAGGUCAGUCGUGCCCAUUAAGUUUAAUGGGUCUAGUUUGAGUAUGGCUUCCUUUGGAGACAGCCCCAAAACUGCUACUUGCUUUCUUUCCAGUAGCCAGGUGCUUCCAGAGGAAGCCCACAAGCAGGGCACUGAGGUGGUGGCAUCGGUGCCUUCAAUUCAGAAGUAGACUGCCUGAGUACAUGGAGGUUCUAUAUGGCAAUAGUUUCCCACUCCCUCUAUUUCUAUAGUACAGGGGCAAAUGACAGUUCUCGUGUAGCCAUCACAGUACCAUCCAAGUGCAGGAGAGGUUAUCGGUAAAAUAUCAGCAGAAACAAUUUCAAAGUUUGAAGAAGUGUAAAAAUAUUUAGGAGAAAAUCAUCCUUAAGGCAGUGGGAGAUUGGGGGUGGUGCUCAGUGUUAAAUGAAAGCUUGUAGGAGGAAGAAUGAAAUGGAGUAUCCUGGAGUAGGGCUGUGACAGUCCUGGCUGCUGUGUCUACUCAUCACAGUGCAUAUGUGUGCAUGUGCAGCCUGACACUAAAGUGCAGAAUAAUCUAGGCUGGGGAUACUAACAGCUCCUCACAUCAUCAGAGCAAAGUGUAGACUUAAUAGCAAGAGAGAGAGGGAGAAGUAGAGGCUCAGUGGGCCUGAUUGGGCCUGUGGUCUUUAAGUGGCUCUUUGCAAACCCAUCAACCAUCUGAUACACGGAAUUGCACUGGAGUCUUCCAGGUCUCUCUGAAGAAGUAUGGUGGCAAUUUACAUUUGAGCAGGAGAGGAAUACGUCAGCCAUUCUGCUUUGGCCGGCCCUUGCAGUCCUAUCCAAAUGCUGCUGCAUGUCAUUUGGCGAUGAGCCGGAAGAUAGCCUGUGCUCUGCUCCUCUCCAUGUUGAUGCACUUCAUCUUCUGCCCAGGAAAGGGGCUUGGGAAGUGUCCGGUUGGGUGCUGGUGGUUCUGUGCACCCUGGUGCCUUGUGCCACGGCAAUGUGGCAGAAGCAUCAAGAGCCUUGGAGUGACCUUAGACAUCUCAUUGCUAGCACUUCCUGCAUAACUAACAAUCUGCUGAUGCUCUUAACUCCUCCAUCUCUUCAACUAGAAGAGCAAAUAAUAGUGUAAAAGUGUUUUCCUUGGCAGAUUGGGGAGAAAAGAAGCUGGCUCGUGCAAAACGAUAUGCAAGAGCCAUUUAAAAAAACAAAAAAACCUAUUUCCUCCGUAUUGCAGUGUUGACAAAGGUAAAUUUGGAUCUCUAUAAUGAUAGCAGCUCUUCUGUCUUGGAGAGUAGAUUGAACAGCCUUCCAAACAUUUAAUCUGUCAACAUUGUGGUUUCAUGUUUGCCUAAAGGGGCAGGUUCUGCACCUUUAUAUCCUGUGAGCAAAUCCUGUCUAAAGUCAGCCAGGUGACGUCAUACUGUGCCUUCCUCUUGGAGCCAGUUCACACCCCUGUUUAGGUGUGUACUGAUUUGCUCUUGACACAGGCUGAGUGUUCAAAUCUUGCUGGCCUUUGGAACAGGGCAGGUAAGCAGCUGGCAAAAAUACGGCUGACUUGAGCCUUUCUGCACCAGGUCAACCUGCUUCUGUGCCUGUGGCAAGCUAGUCUGCUCUAGCUUCACUCUACAGGAAGACCUCAAAUUGUGGACACCAUAUAGAAAAACCCAAAUAGGGUGGGUGAGGAGAAUACGUGUGCAGAGGCACAAUGGAAAACUUGGUCCCUGUGAGAGGAGAAAAUACUUUGAUCUGCAGUGGGUUUUCUUCAAUAACUGCCUCAGUCACAAUGUUUAAGACAGCUUUUAUUUGGUCAGAACAACAGCGGCUGCUGGGGAACCCAUAAAGGUGUGGUGCCCACAGGACUAAAAGUUACACAGUCUUAUAUAGAGGCAUCCCUUGCCUUUGUGUUACACAUGUGCCAAAAUUAAGUCACAUUCUCAAAGGAAAGCAGACCUGAAUUAGCAGGAAGAAUUCUGUGUCUUUCAAUUUGGCUCAACGCUGCAUUUUUCCUGCAAAACCUUCUUGACACAUUAUUAGUACAGCCUAAGUAAGCAGAUUCUCCUGACACUGUCCUUUCCCACAUUUUUUUUUUUACACCAGUUCACAUAAAAGCUACCUAUCAAUGUAUACAUUCGUACAUUCAUCCACUACACAAUCCCACCAAUGCGGUGAUCAUGCAACUUACCAUUUCAUAGGGACAGUUUGUGACCCAAGCAGUGUGGCCUAUGCUAAUUGGAUUCUGGGACACAGAAGGGAAUUUGUUCUCAAAGACCCACAGGAAAGCCUAGUUUCAUAGCAAGCAAUCAGUUGCAAAUCCCCACAGACUGGUGGGUGGUGAUUUCAUUUUGCUAACAGCUUGCAGUUCUGAGCUUGCACUGAGCAUCUCGAAGCAUGAAUGGCACUCAUCAAGGAGGCCAUGUGAAUUUGUCCUUCAGGAAAAGCCUGGCUUUUUUGCACAGGAGUCAGUAGCCAAGUCUUUGGCGAAUAUGAUUGCUUGAAUUGUGAGCCCUGGCAUCUAGAACUGCAUCAGCCGGUUGUACAGAGAUGGGCAAUAUUUGAGGGCAUUGGCUGUCGGCAGGGUUCUUCUUUUCUUUUUUUUACAAUGACAUUGCACAGGCUUGGCAUCCUUGCUACUCUCCCAGAGGAAAAUUUAAAGGGCUUUGCCAAGUGAACGGUUCAAAGCUGCUCAUAUCAUUGCUCACUGCUACUCCAGAUUCCCUCCUUUUACUGCUUUGCAGUAGUGUUGCUGACUGUUAUUUGUGCCUCUUUUGCUAGACAAGUGGAGUGAGAAGCCAGCUUUUGGGACUCCCCUGGAAGAGCAUCUCAAGCGCAGCGGCCGUGAAAUAGCCCUCCCAAUUGAGGCAUGUGUGAUGAUGUUGCUGGAAACAGGCAUGAAGGAGGAGGUAGGUUACCCAUUGUCUCACUGUUGCUCAGUGCCCUCCAGGUGCUUUGAACUACAACUCCCAUCAUGUUGGAAGUUGCAGUCCAAAGCCUUCUGGAGGGCACCAGGCUGGGCAAGUGGCAGCUUCAGCCGCUCUCCACCUUUUCCAAGCUAAAUAUACCCUUCAACCGUUCCUCAUAAGGCUUGGUUUCCAGACCUUUGAUCAUCUUGGUCACCCUCCUCUGCACACAUUCCAGCUUGUCAACAUUCUUCUUAAAUUGUGGUGGCCAGAACUGGACACAGUAUUCCAAGUGAGGUUUGACUAAGGCAGAAUAGAGUGGUUCUAUUACAUCCCUUGAUCUGAACACUAUACUUCUGUUGAUGCUGCCUAGAAUAGCAUUAGCUUUUAUUAGCUGAAUCACACAAUUGACUCAUGUGAAGCUUGUGGUCCACUAAGACCCUUAGAUCCUUUUCACAGGUACUACUGGCAAUCCAGGUGUCUUCCAUCUUAUAUUUGUGCAUCUGAUUUUUCCUGCCUAAAGGUAGAACCUGACAUUUGUCCCUGCAGAAAUCCAUUUUGUUGUUUUGGUCCCAGCUCUUUGUUCUGGCAAAGCAAAGUAAUGCGUAUUUAAUUGAACUGAAUGUUGACACCUUUGAGAUGGAACGAACUGCUUGGUGUAAGGUGCAACCUUAGCAGGUGCUGAAGGACAUUUUGUCAUGGUGCAGAAACUGCCCCCGUUAAGAGGAUUUCUCUUUUCCGUCAUGACACAGGGCUUGUUCCGGAUUGCGGCUGGAGCUUCCAAGCUAAAGAAGCUGAAAGCCGCGCUGGACUGCUCCACCUCGCAGCUGGACGAGUUCUACUCUGACCCUCAUGCCGUGGCAGGUAGGUCGCUUCCAAGAGAACGGAAUUGUAUGUUCCGGGGGCAUGGUUCAGGCUUCAUCACAGAUAAGGUAUUCAUGGCAAAAGCAACAGGGCCGGCACUCAGGUGUGAGAGGUGCAAUGCAGGCAUGAAUGCCAUAACAUAAUAAGAACCCUUCUGAAUCAGGCCCAUCUAGUCCAGCAUCCUGUUUUCACAGCAGCCAACCAGAUGCCUCAGUGGGAAACCCAAAAGCAGAAUUCAAGCACAAGAGCCCUCUUGUCUCUUGUGGCUUCUGGCAACUGGGAUUCAGAAGCAUUGCUGCUUCCAACUAUGAAGGCAGAGCCCAGCCAUCAUGUCUAUUAGCCAUUGAUAGCCUUCUCCCCCAUGGUUUGUCCAAUCCUCUUUUAAAGCCAUCCAAGAUGGUGACUUAUCACUGCCUUCUGUGGAAGAGAGAUGCACUGCCAUCAACCAUCCCCUGCUGUAGUGUUGCUGUAAGUCAGGGUUGGGAAAAUUGAAGCCCUCCAAGAGGGCGUUGGACUGCAGCUCCCAGCAGUCAGCAUGGCCAGUAAUCAAGGAUGAUGGGAGCUGUAGUCCAAACAACACCUGGAGGGCCACAGAUAUUCCCCAUCUCAGCUAUCAGCAACCGAGACCAGCACAGGACGCUCUUGUGUUGGGUGCCCUGGCUAAGGCCACUUCUGCAGUUCUUCAAACAUAAAUAAGAAAAUCUUCAAAGGCAGAAAGCUCUGAAAUAUGUCUCAUUUGAAGGGGAAAUGCAGCUCUCUUGGUAACAUUGAAAGCAUAACUUGAAAGUCCUGCCCCUCAAGGGAUCUUUGUUUCGAAAUUGUAGUUGAAUUGAUUUUCCCUGCUCCUGUGUUUAUGUCCUACGUCGGCUGCUUUUCAUAUUGCAUCUGGUAUUUUUAUUGUAUUAGUUUGUCUUAUUGAUUGUAAUGCUGCCUUGAGAGUUUUGUUGGUUUAAAAACAAAACAAAAAAAACCUUACUCUAAAUAAAAGGUCAUUCAGACACUGAUUUCAGUUAGCAGAGGAGAAUGCCAGCCUCCCUAGCAAUAACUCUAGUUCUGGGGCAGCUGCUUUGGAUUUCUCUGUUUUAUUUAUGCUCAUAAAUGUCUAUCCCACCCUUCCACAGAGCCCACACCUUUGUCUGUGUACCUACAGCUCCAUGAAUUUAACAUUUAACACGAACAAUUACAUUUCAUCCAGUCAGUCCCCUCAAUGCAGAUAGAAAUAAGGUUUGUUUCAUCAGCUUGCACUGUUGUGCAAAAUACAACACUAUCAGUUGGCAGUGACAAUUGUGUCCUUGGUCCCAGUGAACUCUGCAGGAACAAACUCCUCUUCUCCCAGGCUCAUCCUCCUCAUCCUUGACCUGGCACUAAACUCUGAAUGCACUCGAAUAAAUGCAGGGAAGGUCUUGCUUGGUUGAAGGUAGCACCCCCUCCUUGACUUUCCAACGGGCUUCAAAGGCAUUCAAACUAUAUUUUAUAUUUAUUAUAUCUGUUAUUUUUAUAUUCUGUUUUUCAGGCAAGCUUGGCCCCCAAGGCAGGUUACAAUUAAAAUUCAUCACAGGAUGCAAUGUAAGGAAGUGUGUGUGUAGAUAGAUAGUUAGGAAGAGAAACGGUGAUGUUUGCAGCUCACUGAACCCAUUUUGUGCUCCUCUGGACAUUGCCUUGCUGGCUAGUUUCUUCCAUUGUUGCAUUUUAACCCAAGCCAGUAGCUGAACCUGGAUGCUUUGGGCGGUGCAGAGAAGCAGGUGGCCAAAUCCCCCUUCCGUUCUCUGCCCAGUAUGCCUGUCAAAUGUUGUGUGAAGGCAGAUGGGAAGUCAGGUUUGAGCUGGCCGCACCCUCUCUCCCCAGGCCACACCCCUCCAAAACUUGCUGGGAUUUCAGAGGCAAGACCCCCAGCAUGCCCCUGAGUUAGAGACUGGACAGUGCUAGUAGAGAUGGUUGCCUAAGGCAGCCUAAAUUGUUGAACCUUAUUGUGGCGUUCUUCAGAAGGUCAGCUGCAGUCAGCUGGCCGGUUUGGUUCAACCAAGGCAUGGUGCGCAUCGGAAGUGCAGAUGGCCUCAGCCCAGUAUACCUGAAGGAGCAUCUCCACCCCCAUCGUUCUGCCCGGACACUGAGGUCCAGCUCCGUGGGCCUUCUGGCGGUUCCCUCAUUGCGAGAAGCAAAGCUACAGGGAACCAGGCAGAGGGCCUUCUCAGUAGUGGCACCCGCCCUGUAGAAUGUCAAAGAUGUCAAAGAGAUAAACAACUACCUGACAUUCAGAAGACAUCUGAAGGCAGCCCUUUUCAGUGAAGCUUUUAAUGCGUGACAUUUUAAUGUAUUUUUAAUCUUUGUUGGAAGCCGCCCAGAGUGGCUGGGGAAACCCAGCCAGAUGAGCGGGGUACAAAUAAUAUAUUAUUAUUAUUAUUAUUAUUAUUAUUAUUAUUAUUAUUAUUGAAGGGCCAGAGGCAGAGCUAGCUGCUCCGUCAGGGAGCAUCCCGGGGGGGCACUGCCCGCAGUGAUGUCACCCCCCCUCAAGGCUGGCGCCCGGGGAGGGCCUCCCCCACCUUUCUCCACUACUGGGAGGGGCAGCCAGCCUGGGUGCUCUGUGGGGCUCCCUUGGGGAAGAAGCAGGCUUCAUGUUCUUUAAGAACUCUCCAGGUAUUUCUGCAAACCCAGCCCCUUUACCUGCACCAUCUGAGCCUAUCUUUUGUUUCUAGGUGAAGACAUUAAAUCUGUGCGCUUUCUUCAUUUUUAAAAAACGCAGUUGGCCAGCUGCCCUCCUUCAGAUCUGGUUGCUGGCAGAAGGGGAGCCUUAUGACAGUGUCUUGCAGCUCCACCUAGUGUGUGGCCUGGGUAGUGAACACUGCCGUGCCAUUGGAAAAAUAGUAGUCUUUCUCCUUCCCUUGAACAUGAAAAUAAUCAUUAAUUAGGAAUGUGCUUUUCUCCAGCUGCUAAAAUUUGGGUUGUUAUGCAGAGGGGAGAGAGGGAGCAGCCUCAACAUUGAAAAUUAGGUUUGUUAAGGACAUUGAAGAAAUGGCAAAGAUUGAAGAGUAAAUUCAGUUAUGAUAUGGAGGCGGGAGGAAACAUUUUUAUUAUGAUUGCGUAUUUAUUAGGUUUGUGAGGAACAUAUAUGGAUUACAUAUUAACUACUAUAACUUAGACUAAUCUGAAAUGGCGUUAACGAUUCAAUAUUAGGAUUAGUGAUUGCAUUUAUAAAUGUGUACUAUAUUUCACUUUAUUAUAUUUAUAUUAGCAUACUAGUGGCCUUGAUGCUAUUGUUGAGUAUUUUAAAUUGUGUUAACUUAGAAUUCAUCUGAAGAAGGAAGUUUGAAUGUAUUAGCUAGCAGUUAAGCCCAGGUUUUUGAACUGGGAGUUGAUUGUGAAAAUAGUUGGCAUCUGUCUGCCUCGGGAGACAAUGGAAGUAUGCCUUCGAGGGUGAAACAAAACCAUUGGAGAGUUAACAGUGCCUGCUGUGGCUGUAGAGGCUGAUAUGGAAGAGACAUGUUUUGUGGCAGAUGGGGCAGAUGAAAGGUGUCCAGUUGUGUUGAUGCAGGCGUACUAUGAUGUUUCUUCUCUCUGUGCUCCUCCCAGUGGCCAUUCCUCCUCUGUUCACUGCUUAUGCAUGCACGACCUGACUGUCUCCAGGCAGGGUUAAUGUUGCCAGCCUUCAUGUCAUGUUCGCACACAUCUUUGUGAUGCAGAGUUGGUCUGCCAAUGGGCCUGGUACCUGAAGCCAGAGUAGAUUAUGAACAAGUGAACAAAUACUAUCAUUCCCUUUUGAUAGAUGAUGUACAUUUCAAUUAAUUUACAGCUGUCCUUGAUUGCACAUGUAGAUGGAAAGUAAGCACGACUGCAUAUAAAAAAAGAUGAUGAUGAUGAUGAUUUCUACCCCACCCAUCUGGCUGGGUUUCCCCAGCCACUCUGGACAGCUUCCAACACAUGUAAAAACUCUGCUUUUCUUAAAAUGUCACUUCCUCCAGAUCUUCUGCCACCAUUGGAGAUUUCAGAACAGUUUUCCCCCAGGGAUGUUUCCAGCAGAAUCUGUGCUUGCUUGGUGCUGCUAUAGAAAAGGUCCCCAUUGUGCCUUGAUUUUGUUGGGUGUGCCACCUUCAACAAUAGUUCUGACGCAGGCUGCGGUGGGAGGUCAAGUCUUCCCAGAUGCACUGUUCUGCCACUUCAUGCCUGCCUUGUUGUUGCUCCAGGUGCCCUGAAGUCUUACCUGAGGGAGCUGCCAGAGCCAUUAAUGACCUACGCCCUGUACGAAGAGUGGACGCAAGUUGCAAAGUAAGGAGAACAUGAAAUGGGCUUUUUCUGGUUUAAGUGGGAAGCCAAGGAGGAGAAAUUGGCUUCCUAAGGCCCAUAAAGCCUUCUGAAGCAUGCAUCUUCUCUCGAUGCUCCCUUUGUGCUGCUCUUAAAAGCUCCUUUCAGAUUAUGGCCUUCUCUCUGAAGCCUGCUUUGAGCCAUUCCUCCAUUUGUUUCUCGCUAUUUCCUUUUGCUUUGAAUGAAACCUCACAUUGUUGCAGAGCCCUUGGCUUAAGCGAACUUAUUUCCUUCCCCAGCAUACAAGACCAGGACAAGAAACUUCAGGACCUGUGGAGGAUUUGUCAGAAAUUGCCAAAGCACAACCUGGCCAAUUUCAGGUAGGAAGCAAGGAGGUGUGGGGUAUGCUUGGUCCUGUGCCAUGUGUCACACUGUUUCCCACCAGGCGAAAGAGUGGUUGUCUUAAGAGUAUUCCAGUCUCCCAUUCCCCAAGAUCUACCUUUUUGUGUUUAAGCUGAAGAAAACCGGCGCGACAGCUAGAAAGAAGAAUGUGGUUAUUUGUUUGUUUUAACCCUGAGAACUGUUUUGCUGGACCUUCAUUGUUUAUUCUUCCUUUUGCAAGGUGUACUGCUUUUGAGUUUUUAAUAAGGAAAAGGGGUUUAUAAAGUAUUAACCGAUUCCUAUAAUCACAAGGGUGAAACGGCUGCCACGCCGUAUAUUUUAGGAGCUGUUAAGGACAGAAGAGUGGGAUGCAGGCAGAUUUGAUGCACACAAGAGCAUAGAAGGAAACCUUAGAAGCUGCCAUAUCAAGUUAGACCCUUGGUCCACCUGUCUCAGUAUUGUCAGCUCUCCAGAGUUUCAGGGAGGGAUCUUGUCUUGGCCCUCUUUGGAGAUCGAACCUGCAACCUUCUGCAUGCAAAGCAGGUGCUUUAACUCUGAGAUGCAAAUACUAGCCAGCAUGAGGUUCUGUUGCUCGAGCCCAGUGAAAUGAAGAGGUAAGAGCUAGGCAGUGGUUUCCAAUGGAUGAUGUCCCGUGUUAGUGGAGUGGGUUUCUGUUUGUGUUCUCUGCCUCAGGCACCAAAAUUCUGUGAGUGGGCACUGAAACUCGUUUGACACGGCUGUUCAUUGGGUCCUUCUGCCCAAGUAGUUGUCAGGAUCCAAGAUGCUACAGGGGACUUUUAACCACCCCUUUCUUUCUCCCAGAAGAGAGAAUGAGCUGAGAAUUUAUUAGAAUCUGGGUGGGGAUGUCCCUGCGGCGUAUUGGGCCUUGUUUCGCAUCCAGCUCUUUUAAAUCCUGAAUCAUUCCUGGCAGGUACUUAAUCAAAUUCCUUGCAAAGCUCGCUCAGUACAGUGAUGUUAACAAGAUGACGCCCAGCAACAUUGCCAUCGUGCUGGGCCCAAACCUGCUGUGGGCCAAGAAUGAAGGGUAAGUGAUCAAGGGACUUAAAAAAAUAAAACCUUGGUGCAGCUUUAUGUUUUUAAGCACAAAACCAUUAGCAAUUUGCCAUAAGCAGGUUGAUCACUCCUCACACUUCCACUACUUUUCACAUAGUUUACAUGUUUUUUAUCUAAUAAAAGAAAGUCCUCCAUACAGUGUAGAGGUAAGCUAGGGAACUCUCACGCAGGAGGCAGUGAGGGCUACUGACCUAGAUGGCUUUAAAAGUAGAUUAGGCAUAUUCAUGGAGGAGAGGGCUAUUGAUGGCUACUAGCCACAAGGGAUAUGUUCCACCUGCAGUGCUUCUGAAUACCAGCUCAUGGAAACUGCAGGACAGGAGAGUGAGCUUGUCUUGGGUCCUUCUUGAGAUACCCAAGCCGGCCACUGUGAGAGCAGGAUGCUGGACUAGGUAGGGCCAUUGACCUGAUCCAGCAGGUUCUUAUGUCCUUAUACUCGCAGACCACGAUUAGGUCACCCAGCCCAGCUAGGGGAUCUAUUUCGGUAGCGGGGAGGCCAGCUCUUGAGCAUCUGCAGGCAGUUCUGGAUCCAAAGCAGAGUUGUGGGGGGAGGUGUUCACUCCAAUGAAUCCCAGCAGGUUAAAUCCACACCAGUCUUUCUACUGAUUUCUAUUCCAUUUAUUUGAUUACGUGUAUUGGAGGGGGAAAGAGGUGGGUUGCUUCUUACAGCAAGAAACUGAUGGUAAGGGGCAGAUUUUAUUGGAGGUAGCACAGAGGAAGUGGUCUUCUCUGGCAAGUUUGCUGCUCACUGUGGAUUUGCUCCUGCGUCCCUCAACAGCUCCCUUGCAGAAAUGGCAGCAGCAACAUCCGUGCAUGUGGUAGCAGUUGUGGAGCCGAUUAUUCAGCAUGCCAACUGGUUUUUUCCUGAAGGUAAAUGGCCCAUUUUCUCCAUUUUCUUUUUUUUUUUUUAAUAUGAUAUUUAUUAGAAGUUUAAAGAUUACAGAAAGAAGAAAAGAAGACAACAAUAAAAAAAAAUAAGAAAAGAAAAAUUUUCAGAACAUACCUUACAAUACAUAAAAAGAAAAACAUAGAAAAGCAAUACAACAAUACAGUAACAAAAACAAAAACAAAAAGACUAAAACACACAUCCAAUAUUCCAUAUCUUUACCUUUCCUUUACUUGUUUCAUCGACCUCCUCACACCUCCCUUUUUUGUAUUCUAGUUCAAUUCACUAUUUCAGCAAAUUCUUUCCAUCUUUCUCAAUUUUUAUUCUAUAAUUUAUCUUAACGGUCUAACCUUAAAUUUUUUCGUUUUGGCCCAUUAUCAAUCAGCUUUUACUUAAUUCUUUGUUACAUUUCUACUAAAACCAUAUAGAUUCAUUCCAGCAUCCUUCUAACACUCAUUAAUUUUCAUUUUCUCUGUUUUCUGAGGUUAAGAUGCUAUUCUAAAUAGUUUGUUGCUGAAUGAUGAGCUGUUGUAUACAUACGCUUUGUCUCAACUUUUCUUAAUGAGACAAAAGGUGCAGAAUGAAUUCAUCUCAAUACUUGCAUGUAUGAGCUGUAGGGUUUCUUUGAGGCUUACAUAAUAUUUAUCAGCUUUGAACUAAAAUUAAGUCCCAGGAAAAGAUGGCAAAAGAUGCCUUUCUGAACUGCUUGGAAGAUGGGCCAGGGAAGAUAAAGAAUAAACUUUCUUUUCUACUCCAGAGGUGGAUUUCAACGUGUCAGGAGCCUUUGUGGCACUGCCGGCGGUGAAUUCGAAUCACCUGCACACAGGGAAUGACUAUGACUCGGGGACCUUGGAGCGGAAGAGGCCCAUCAGCAUGGCCGUGAUGGAUGGGGAGCAGCUGAGGAAGGAAGGGUAGGGCAGCCCCCCCAUCUCCCUCUGACUUUUGUACCCCCUUCUGGCCACAGGGGCUUAACCUCUUCCUUCAACACUGUUGGGGAGAGGUCAGCUUAGGCCUCUGAGCUUGUUUCUGAGGUCAUUCACCUGAUUUAUCCGCCUGAACCAGCCUCCCUCUCUUCCCCAUACAUUAGAAAUUUGGGCUGUUUCCACAAACUCUCCUUUCCCUCUCCUGAGUCAGAACAGUAGCUGGGUAGGAAAUAGAGGAAAGUCAAGCGCCACAGAAUCAUAGAAUUGUAUAGUUGGAAGUGUCAUCUAGUCCAACCCCCUGCAGUGCAGCAAUCACAGCAAAAGAAUCCCCAAAGAGCCCAGAACUUCUUGGUCCCUUUUGGCAUUUCUCAUCUCGCCCCUCCUUUCUCUGCCGUAGAACGUGUUUAUUGUGUGUAUAGAUAGCUGAUCUCUGAAAACUAGUGGAAGUUAACAAAAAUCUCUCACGUUUUUUGCUCCUCACAUAACCAGUUUGCACCUGGGAAAAGUACACAGUGCAAACUUCCUUUUAAUGCAGUAGCAGCACAGAUGCUAAUUGACUCCCAUUAGCAGAAACCCACUAAUAGUUUGAAAGUCAGAUAGGCGGGUCUCUUAACAAACCCCUUAAUGCAGCAAGAAGGGGUCCCAGUGGGUCUCCCCCCUUUUGAAGGGCAUCCUGCCAUUUUGAUACCACCCUGAAAGAGGCCCCAAGGGCGUACAUGGGUUCAAGUUUGGACACCCGCUGUAGUGCAAACCUAUCUAAAGUUGAACUGAGUCAAGGCGUUGUUCUCCUGAGACAGCUGGUCGUGUCAACAGGGCCCCUGGGAGCCCCAUAGUACAGCUGGGGGCAAAUGCGGUGCCGUUGCAAACAAGCCCUUAGUGGUUCCUUUCCCCCUCGUUGCUGCAGCCUGAGGAAGAUCCAAAGGUAACAUACUAGCAUUUCCUUCUCCCUGUGUUCCAUGCAUGAUGCAAGCCAUGGAAGGUUGGUGGGGGAAGCUGUCGCUGUUGCCUACCUUCUGAGUCAUUGGAGCAACAGUAGAUGGGAUUUCUCUCCUCUCAGAUUGCGCAGUGCCUACAGUAACAUGGUAUGAGGAAGGCCUCACGGCAGAGGCUUCUGAUUUGGUGGGGCAGCAGCAUCCAUUGCCCGGCGCUAGAACUCCCAGAACCCACUUUUGUUGCUUCUCCCCUCUGCACAACCCAUCAUAGCUUUUGUUUCAUCCCAUCAGUCUCAUCCCCUUUCCCUACAGCUGUCUGGCAGGGGUGGGGAACCCAUCUUUCAGCCCAAAGACCACAUUCGCUUCUUUUUCGGGUGUGUGUAGAGCGCAUUUCACUGAUGGGUGGGGCCAGAAGAGGAAGUGGGCGGGGCAGUUAACAAUUUCUCAUUUUCUACAGAAGGCAAGUUUCUGCACACAUUCUCACACACCCCUCUAGCCAGAUAAAUGCAAGUGGCAUGGUUAGGAUCUGGGAGACCAGGGUUCAAAACUCUUCUCAGCCACAAAGCUCACUAGGUGACUUUGGUCCAGUUGCUGCCUCUCAGCCUAACCUACCUCACAGGGUUGUUGCAAGGAUUACAUGAGAGGUGAACCAUGCACACCACCUUAAGCUGCAUAUAAAUGCAGUAAAUAAAUAAAUGAUCAAAGUUCACAGACACAUUCUAGCCAGGCAAAAACAUUCAGGGAGGAUGUGAUGCAGGGCCAGUGAGGGGUGUGGCCUGGGCAGAGGUCUGGGGGCCAAGGAGAGAAACCUGCAGGGCUGCUUUUGGCCCUCGGGCCUGAGGUUCUCCACCCCUGUCUUGGAAAUUUGUUGCUGCCUUAAGUUGAACUAAAGCUAAGCAGGCUCUGCUUAUCCAACUGCCUUCUCAAAUCAUGUUGGCACAGAAUUCCAGCCUAACAGGCCUUCCCUCCCCUUGUGAAUGGAAGAGCAUCAUAGUUCAAAAUGCAGAGGUUUUGUUUUGCUUUGUUUUUUAAAAAGAGUUAUGCUUUGGCUUACUGCAGUGUGGCUAGACUAGAGGUCAUUCACUAUCUAUCCAUUGCUAAGUUAUGGUAAAAGUCUCCCAUUUUUCAUGCUUUUGUUAGUGCAAAUUAAUCAGGGUUGUGUGUUCUGUCCUUAAAAAAAACAAAAACAAAAAUCAUUUUAAUGCCGGGGGGGUGGAAUUCUGUUUGAUUAGAUUUUGCAGAUGAAGCAGAAUCGGCAUAUUUGGGCUGGUUUGGCAUCCUCCUGCAUUUGGUGGGCAUGCGGAAAAAAUUAUGCUAGACACACCCUCCUUUCCAUGGAGGAUCAUAGUCAGUCCCAGUCGUCCCCCCCAGUGGGGCUUCUAAGAAUUCAUAAUGCAGUUUGCCCAGCUGUUCCAAAACCUUCAUUCCUGGCUCUGCUGGCUUCCUGUUUCCUCGGGAAGCUGGAUUCGAUGCCGUCCUUUCUCUGAAUUGACCUGGUAUUGCAGAACACACCCAUCCCUGCAAUUAAUACUGGAUAGAGGUACAGAUGCAGCGUCCUUGGCUUAAUCAAAGGUGGCAGCAGCUUGAGCACAUCAAGCUUUCGGAUCAAAACUGCAGCUAGCAUUCUUUUGGUGAGAAGCAGCACUAGUAUACAUUACUGUUUGUGUGUGCCAGGAGAGAAAGCGGUACUUCUUCUUCCGCUCCUCUGUUCCUAUGACCCAAAUAGUUACCCCAUGGACAUGACCACUUGCCUUGAUGUUUGCUCAUUGCUCAUGUGCCCUUCCUACCUGUUUGAUUGUGCCAAGGUGUGUUGCAUUCCUCUUAACUCUUAACAGUGUCCUGCAGACAAGUUUUGAGAGCUUUUCCCUGCUGCUUCUUUGCAUGCCGAGCGGCAGGGACUAGUCUCUUGUCCAGCCCUCGUAGCUGAACUGCCCUUGUUUGUUUUCUGGGUGUUUUUCUGUGUAGCUACUAGUCCGCAUGGUGUGUUUUCCGUCUCUCUCUCUCUCCUCUGUAGCUAUGGUGUCAAGGUUAUGGACUUCCAGGCGAACCCCAGGAGAGGUGGCACUAUAAGUAGAAAGCACACAGCCCCAGCUUUCCAGCCACCACUUCCGCCCACUGAGGCUGGCCCGCUGGCACAGGCCACAGCGGAGCAGCACCCACAGGGCCCUGGGGCUGAGCCCGCCCCCAUGGGUGCUGCGUCCGCCCCCCUUCCUGGCCCAGCAGAGCAGUCCCAAAGCCAAGGCGCUGAGGACGGCAGGUAAGAUGGAAAGAGUUCAGACCGAAAGACUUUCGCAGAGACUUCCGUCUGUUUCAGCCUUCCCCAACCCUUUUUGGACUAUAACUCCCGUCAGCCCCAGUGGAUGCUGGGAGCGGUAGUUCAAAGCAACUGAAAGGUCUCAUGUUGGAGAAGGCUGAUCAAUUAAAUCAAGGCAGUAGCAAAGUCCUUUUGAAAUUGAAAAAAGCUCCUGGCAAGAGACCAAUUCACAUGUUCUUCCUUCUUGGUCAAGGUGUGCCCCAUAAUUUGCCUCAUUCGAAAGGAUUUAACUGGCAAGGCUAGCCUGCACUUUUGCAGGACUCUCACAGGUUGAUGUUCACCUGGCUUGGCCCCUGAGAGCAGGGACAUCCUCCCUCCUUCGGCAGAUCAGGGGUUGGAGAGUGCAGGUCGACUCCUGCUGCACACCCAUAUGGCCCCAGCUGUAGAAAGCAGCCACCCUCUCUCUCCUUCCCACCCAGCCUUGAGAGCCAAACAGCUUCUUCCUUCCUGCCCAUAGCUAGAACCUCCACAGGUCUGGUCUUUUGUGUAGGUGCCCAAGUAGCCUGUGCCAUGGGCCACCUCCUCAGCCUGAGUCAUGAAGUCAUAGAAUGGUAGAGCUGGAAGGGAUCCCAAGGGUCAUCUAGCCCAACUCCCUCUCUUCCCCUUAGCCCUUUCUUCUCCCACUUGACGUGGGUGGUCAACUGGAGCUCAACAUGAGCUACACACUGUUUCAAGAGGAGUUUGUCCUAAUGCUCCCUGUUGCUUGUCCAUGUGUGUUCCUGGAUGUGCAAAUAGUCCUGGAGUGAAGCAUAAACCCCCUGGAAUAACCUCACCCUGCCCUUGUCAGUGCUUAACAGCAGUGUGCCCCUUACCCAAACAACACCCCCCCCCAUGCAUGUCUGUGUUGGAAAGUACACAAGUGUGGGUUUUGGGUGGGGGGGUAGGUUAGGACCAGCAAAUCAGAAGUCAGUUUAACUUUCUCACCUAUCCUAUAGUGUAGCACAGGCAUAGGCAAACUCGGCCCUCCAGAUGUUUUGGGACUACAACUCCCGUCAUCCUUAGCUAACAGGACCAGUGGUCAUGGAUGAUGGGAGUUGUAGUCCCAAAACAUCUGGAGGGCAAAGUUUGCCUAUGCCUGGUGUAGCCUUUCCCCAACCUGCUGCCCUAGGGCUGAUGCAAAUUGUAGUCCAAUGCAGGCAGAGGACACAAUCAGACUUGGAGAAGGCUGCCACACUUAUAGUCCUAACCCCAACCAGCCCUCUCGAGCGGGUGAACAGUAUUUUAUGCACCAAGGCAGGUCUCAGCCUGCUACUUGGAUCUCUUCACCACACUUGGGUAGUGGGAUCUUUCGAGAGAAUCCACUUAUGCCUCCCAAUAGCAGAACAUAGGAAGUGCCUGCUGGAUCCCAUAGCCCAUUGAGUCCAGCAUCCUGUUCUCACAGUGGCCAGCCAGAUGCCGUAGUAGGAAACCCUCCGGCAGGACCAAGCUCAAGAAUGCUGCCCACCUCCCAUGUCUUCCAGAAACAUGCUGCCUCUGACCCUGAAGGAGCAGCCUUUGAUCAGAGUCUUUUCUCCCUUCCCAGCAGUUCAAAACCAAAGGACCCCACGACUCCUCCGCCCACAAGGAACGGGGGGCACGGAAGCGCUGCUCAGGCCUACCCACAGCCCAGCGCUGGCACCAGCCAACUCUCCGUGGGGCAGUCACAAGUCUCUGCAGGGCCCAGUCCACAUGCCGUCAGGCGAGGUUAGUCCUUCAGGAGUCUAAUGAACAUGCUUGCGUUCCAGGAAUAGGUUGACGGCCAUCUCAACAUACUAAGCUUCAAGUUGGGACUCCUGCAGGCUCUUCCUUGGGCAUCUGUUUCUUGUUCAUGACAGUAGCAUCACUUGUGGGUGGGAGGGGGUGGGAUAGAGGGAGUUAUUCCAACACUGACUCUCCUGUUUGGGGCCAAGGGUGCAUUAGGAGGCAAUGGAAUGUGCCCAGUGCUGUUUUUUCUAGAAAAAUAGGUGCCAGUACUCACCAUGAAGUUGUUACAGUAAGUGUCACACUUUUUAAUAACAAAAAUAGGUGUCGGUACUGCAUACCUUUGAGUACCCCCUGAGGGAAAAAGCACAGUGCGUGUUUGACAUGGCGUGGCUGGCUACUGUUGUCAUUCUGCACCCACCAAACGUGGAAGAUGAUGCUCUAUUAGCCUUAUUUAUUUGCUUGUUUUCUGUGCAUGAGUGUUUUAAGUUUAGUUAGCAUCUCUUUUGCACUAGGAGAGGGUGGAGGGCGAGGAAUGGUGGGCAGGGUCACGAAGAGGUUGACUGAAGGGGGAGGGGGAGAUGAUGGAGGAGGAUUAAAUUUAUUACCUGCCCUUCACCAGCAGGUCCCUGGGCAAGUUACAACCAUUUACAAAAUUCAGUAUUAAAAACAGUUAAAACACACUACAUUCAGGGCCCUGAAGAAGCACAUCUCCUGCAAAAAGGCCAGGGUAAAGUGAUUGCUGAAAGUUGUAUAGUGAGGAAGCCAGGCUCACCUCUGUGGAGGGAGUCCCACAACUUAGGGGCCACCACAGAGAAGGCUGUCUCCCAGGCCAUGAGCUUCUCAGGAAGGUGCAACUACCAAGAGGUCUCUUCUGCUGAUGUUAGCACAUAGGAAGGUCUGUAGGGAAGGAGACAAUCUUUCAGAUACGUGAAGCCUAAGUUGUUUGGGGCUUUUUACACUAAUGUAAGCACUUUGAGUUGGGAACUGACAGCAAAUGCAACUACUUGAAGAGGGGUUAUAUGACUUUUGUAGGCAACGCUGGACUCUAAUCUGACUUCUGCAUUUUGAACCAGUUGGAAGUUUCCAAGUUGUCUUCCAAGGGCAGCCCCAUCUAGAGCGCAUUGCAGUAGUCCAGUCUGGAUGGUUGAUGGCAGGGAAGGGGGCCAUCAUGCAACUUCCUCCUACUUUGCAUUUUGAUUGGUCAAAUGCAACUUCCGAACAAUCCCUCUGAGUUCUGGGAGGCUUCAGGUUCCACCAGGUGUUUCCGGGGGCUUGAUACCUCUCAGGGCAGAAAAGAAGAGAGGAGCUUUUAAAUGUUAAGGAUGAGAAGUUCCAUGUUGAUGUGAGGCGGUGAAGAGACUGCUUCUGAGAGGCGUUUUAACCCCUGACUAUUCUUUCUGGCCUUCCUUGCAGCCGUGAAGAAGCCUGCCCCAGCCCCUCCAAAGCCAGCCAACCCACCUCCUGGGCAGCCAGGGAACCAAAGUGCCCCCUCUGCCCCUCAACCGCCCACUAUUUCCCCAAAGCCCCCCACCAGAAGCCCUUCUCCCCCCAGCCAGGGAGCCCCCCAGCCCAGCCCUGUCCCAUCCCAGGGCUCUGCCCCCCGACGGUACUCCAGCAGCCUCUCCCCCAUCCAGGCCCCCAGCCACCCGCCACCCCAGCCCCCCAUGCAGACAGUGGCCACUCCUCCUCUCCAGCUGAAAGCCAACACUCCCAACUCUUCCCCGCCUGGGUCUGAGCCCAGCCUGGAGCAGCCCUCGCCCACUCCUCCCCACACGCCCACGCCCCCCGACACCCCACCCCUGGAGAAGCACAACUCUGCAGUCGCCUCCCCGGCUCCUCAGCCCUUCACCCAGGAUGCUCCGCCAGCUCAGUCGCCACCUCCUCAGAUGGGCACGUUGCCCAGGCCAAGGCCUGUGCCCAAGCCGAGGAACCGGCCCACCGUCCCCCCUCCACCGCAUCCUCCAGCUCCUCACCUGGCCGGAGACGGUCCUCUUCCUGGUCCCCCUUCAACGGCAUCCCGCAUCGUGACUGGUAAGGACUGUGUCAGCUCUGUCUCUGUGAACCUUGUGAUAAAAAAACUGUGCCUGGAGGUGGUUGGUUGGAUGUGGCUGGAGAAGGGGGAGAGAAACGCUCUCGUCUCCACCACUGGGACAGAAGUGGAAAGAAGGCAGGGAGAAGGAGUUUCCCCAGAAGAAGAGAAAUGGCUCCAAACCGGCAGUAGACCUGGUUUCAUCCGGGUGGGGAUAAUUGCAGUCCAUCAAAGAGGCCCACGUGGAGUGAAAAAGAAGACAGACAAAACUCAUUUGGGGCGUUGUAUCAGCUAACCCUGAAAUGCCUUUAAUUCAGAGCAGUUUUACGGCUACAGUUACCAAACGUUUCUUGGAAUCACAAGUUUUUAUGUGCAAGUUUCUAGAGAGAGUGAGGCGCUUGAAAUGUGAAGAUAAAAAUGCUUAAUGGUUAGAUAGAAGCAAAUACUGUACAGGAUUAUUAUUAUUAUUAUUAUUAUUAUUAUUAUUAUUAUUAUUUGCACUUUCAACCAUAUUUCAAAUUUCUGCGUAAAUCGGAUUUUAAACACUAUCUCAAGUUUUCACACUCAAGAAGUAUUGUAGCCACAUUGUGUCUGUGUGCGUGUGUGUGUAGUUUUAGCAUACCGUUCUUCCCCUCCUCCGUACCUCCCCAUCAGGACAGCUGCACCACCCAAAAUUAUUCUGUUUCACCCCACCAACAUUGACAAGCAGCAUGCCUCUAAUUGAUCUAGCUUAUUGGAAUGUUUGGGAAGCUCUGUGACAUUUUGUAGUCGUAUAGCCAGUGAUGGGCUCACAAAUAGGCAAAGCCAGUUUUUUUUGCUUUUAUUUAUAAAAAUAUUUCUGUGUCAUGAUGUCAUAAAAUACCAGAGUGGUUUACAGUGUUAAAGCAGAGAACAUCAUUUCAAAAAAUGAAAAAUACCCAUAAUCUUUGAGGUGGCUGGCAACUCAGAAAUAAGAAUGCAUCAGCUGCAAAAGCCUGUCAGCAUGAAAAGGUCUUCAAGAGAUACUGGGAAGUCAAAAGGGAGGGUGCCUGCUGUAUCUCUGCCGGAAGAGUGUGACUGCCGACAUGAAACGCCCAACUUCUUAUUGAGACUAGUUGGGCCACUGUGACAUGGAGUUGCUCAUCCCAGCAUGUCAGACUGCAGGAUUUCCACACAAUCCGCCCCAGAAGCUGUGCAUUUAGAAAGCUUCAGCACAGCUCCGUAGAUGCUAGGAAGAGCUUUGUUGCAGCCAGAUGGUGGCUCGAGUCCCUUUCUGUGCAUAUGGAGGAGGACGCUGCUUUGUCCUCAGGAGUAGCCGCCCUCCCACUCCUUGACGCCUAACGAAGCAGUUCCUCUGAAAAAUAAUAUGUUACCCCCAUUUGGGAAGCCCAGGCUGCAUCAGUGCCCACAAAGCUGACCAACCUCCCUGCCAACUUUUAAUCUGGGUUGGGUGCUUCUUAAUUAUGCUUAAUCUCAAAACAGCAUUGUGACGAUAAAAGCAAGGCUCCCCUUUUCCCUUUCUUCUUUUUGUCGCAGGCUGAAAUAGCGCAUGCCCCAUCCUUUUUUUUUUUAAUUUUAGCAGACCCUCUAACAUGUUGACCACCUUCCUGUGCUGGAGCUUAAAGGGCGCUGGGAAUAAUAAGAAGCUCUAUUUUUUAGCUGCGCAAAUAACCCGUUGAAUCCCCUCUAGGUUGCAACGCCAACUUGCCAAUAAUAAUAAUUCUAAUUGAGAAUUUUAUUAAACAAUCUAGAUGUUUGACCUGCAUUGUUCAGUAGGAACUGAGAUUGGAAAUGGUAAGGAGGCCUUUCGAUUGGCCAGAAUUGUUAUGAAUGCAUAAUCAUGGACGCAGCUUCGUCCCUUUACUAACAGGUCACUGUUAACACAGCUUGCUUGCACCCAGGACUAACCCUGCAUGUCAAAGAAGUGAUGCUACCCUUGUGGUCCUUUGUUUUGCCCCCCCUUCCUCCUUUUUAACACAUUCACCGGAUGUAUCCCAGGAUCCUGCCCUGUCCGUUAUUUAGCUUCUUUUCUGUCUGCUCCAUCCGUACUUGGAAUACGGAAUGAAUUCCUACUCCUCAAAAAUCUUCAGAGCCUCAUAGAUGGCAACACCUGACCUACAAGCCAGCCCUCCCCUCCCCUUUCUCUGUUUCUCACUGUGGGGGUAGGACCUGUUGGUGUUUUUUCCACUUGAAACCGAGACACAACCUGAGAGGCUCCACAAAUGCAACACUGAAGAUAUUAGCAGCUUCACCGUUAAUUGCUGAGCCAUAACUGGUAUUAAUUAAACAUCAUUCCCUUUCCCUCCAUUGCGAAAGGCCCAGGAACAUGGGGUGGGGAGAGAGAAAUAGGAUGGAGAAAAGGGGCCGCUUGUACAGAUUGAAAGCUCACAUAUAAAUGGGAAGCUGUUGAGCAGCUGAGCCCAGCCUUGGGACAAGUCGCGACUCUGCCACUCUGCUCCUUGCAUGGAAGUUUGUGCCUGCGGAAGCUGCUGCAGUUGGCUGGAGCUGAGAAAGGUGGCCCUGUGCUGUUCCAAGCCAUCCUCGUAAGGCAGUUGUUAGGCAGUAUUGGGAGGCAUUGUACUAGGGCAGGAGGAGAACUGGGUUUCAGCCUUCCCUGACACAGCCGAAUGCAUUGCAUUCUGCACCACCCACAGAAGCAUCUGAAAUCUGCAAGGGCUCUGCUCUGUCACCUUCAGACAGGGCUUUGCAUUUGAAAGGAAGAAGUGACACUUGCCACCCAAGUCCCAGGGGCCUGCACAUACUUGAAAGCAAGCACUGUUUCCAUGUGCGAGAUGUCAGGUGUGCUUCUAGCUUUUCAAUGUGGGGGGUGGGGUGGAGUGUCUGCUGGCAUCAGGCUGCUUCUCUGUGCCACACAGGAUUUCAUGGUGUGUUUGCUGCUGCUUUGUUGUUGUUUGGGGGGGGGGGUGCUGAGUUGCAAUGUACAGCAAAUCCUGAGCAAAAUGUUUGUUCCAACCCUUCUCCACUUCCAGGUUCUAGCAGACUUGCUCUGUAAUUCUGCAAGCUUUCCCUUGUAUUUGAGCAAGUCCAGAAGACGGAAAUGAUCCCUACUUUGGGGAUUGGGGUAGCUCCUUCAGAUGAGAUUUCCUUCCCAAAGCAGUCUCUGUCCCUCAUGGUGUCUCAGCUAGCAGUCCUUGGGCCCCAUAUAGUUGGACUGUCCUGCAGUGACACUGUGGUCUAAACCACUGAGCCUCUUGGGCUUGCUGAUCAGAAGGUCGGCGGUUUGAAUCCGCGCGACAGGGUGAGCUUCCGUUGCUCUGUCCCAGCUUCUGACAGCAACGCAGUUCAAAAGCACACCAGAUAAAGUAGAUAAAGUAGAUAAAUAGGUACUGCUGCAGCAGGAAGGUAAAUGGCGUUUCCAUGUGCUCUGGCUUCCGUCACGGUUUCCCGUUGUGCCAGAAGCGAUUUAGUCAUGCUGGCCACAUGACCCGGAAAGCUGUCUGUGGACAAACGCCAGCUCCCUUGACCUGAAAAGCGAGAUUAGUGCUGUACCCCAUAGUCGCCUUUGACUGGACUUAACCAUCCAGGGGUUCUUUACCUUUACUUUUUUUACGUUAUAUAUAUGUCCACAUAGUUCCUCCAGCAGUUGUCAAUAGACUGCUUUUCAUUAGCUUUUCUUCCUUUGGGUAAACCCAGGGAUAAGGUUGUAUAUUUUUUCCCUACACUUACAACACUGUACAAGUUCAGGAUCUGGAAGCAGGGCAAACUCUCAUCACUUUUCAGGUCUGUUCUGCAAGGAAUGAGACUCAAGCCUUUAUGGCUGCAAGACGCAUUUAAAAGGAUGUGGAUUAAUAUGAGUGGAGGGUUGGAUCCAAAGUUCCCAUGGGGCCAGCGACCCAACUCCUUGCUUUUCCCCAUAACUAGAAGAAUAAAUGAAUACAAUUUCUUUGGGUCAUAGAAUCCAGUGUUCUCUUGGCACAGUGUUGGGGUGGAGGAGUUUUAUACGUAUACAGCCCUGUCCAUAAGCUUCCGAACACCUCUUCUCUGGGUCAGUCUUCCCCAACCUGGUAUCUUCUGGAUGUUUUGUACUACAGCUCCCAUUAGUCCUUGAGGUUGAUGGGAGUCAGAGUCUAAAACAUGGCCAUGGGGGUGGCUUGGGGUGAUGGGAAUAGUAAUCCAAAAUGACUGUGCUGGCUGGAGCUGAUGGGAGUUGCAGUCCAAAGCAUCCAGAAGGCACCAGGCUGGGGAACGUUAGUCUUACUUUCUGUCGUCUCUGCCCACAAGUCUGUGCCCUUUCAUCAUUGGUGUUGUGUGUGUGUGUUUCCCCCCAUGUCUUCUCCACGCAGACUCUAAUUCCAGUAUUCAAGAGCCACCACGAGGCCUCCCUGCUGCGGAACUUCCGACAGAGUCGUCAGCUUUGCCAAACCAGAGCUCCCACAACCACCUUGUGCUCGACAUCAAUCACGAUACCGAAAGCACCGCUUUAUAAACGAAAGAAACCACUCCAGGGCCCCAGCUGCUCCUGCCCCAGCGGGAACCUCACCAGUCAAGGCUCUACAGUGAGGAGCUUAUGGAAAUCGAAAGAUGGGGUGGGGAUGGUGACACAACCUCCCCCUUUGUGUCUCCAGAAAAGAAACACCUACCCCGCUAUCCAAAGAAGUUUAAUGACCUGUGUCUUGACCAAGGUGCCUAAGCUGUGGCUGGGAUGAUGAUGGUCUGUCUGGCUGCCCCCGAAAAGUAUAUCGGAAGCUUAAUUGCUGCUGUUAACAGAGAUGGCUGAACAAUUCCAAGAGAAUCCAAAGCAAUGCAUGUAUAAUGGAAACAACCUUUUAAAGGCCUCUGUUGAACUCUUCCUCUUAAUUUUUUUUUUUUUUUUUGCUCUUACCAAGGAGAUGGCUCACAAGAGACGUUCCGUCUCUGACAUGCUGCAGACUUUGUUAAAAUAUGAACCAAAAAAACAAAAAAAAAUCAACCCUCAACCUCCACGUGUGCUGGCAGGAGGAGACUGCUGGUUCUCAGUCCCUUUUGCCCUGGCAGUGGAGAAAAUCCUUGUGCCUUGAUGGACUGUUAUACUGUAGAAGGAAACGUACUGUCUCUCUAACCAUUUCAGUGCUUCUCUCUCUCUCUCUCUCUCUCUCUCUCUCUCUCUCUCUCUCUCUCUCGUCCAGUGUUGUUAUUUACUCCUCCCCCCCCCCUUUGGUUUUCAUAGUUAUUUGUAUUAACCAUCCCUGCUUUGGUUUCUGUAACACCCAUAAAAACAGCUGCUGUCAAGCUGAAAACUUCGGAAAACUUUGUGUAUUUACUUUCAGUUGUUAUAAAUGAGUUGGAAUUGG
Messenger RNA from Podarcis lilfordi (Lilford's wall lizard), 57753 nucleotides. Lineage: Eukaryota; Metazoa; Chordata; Lepidosauria; Squamata; Lacertidae. The record is from the annotation of a GenBank genome assembly.